CGGGAGCGCGCCCGUCAGCGUGUCUCAGUGCGCGCACACCGUGCAGCUCCAUCGCGUGGUCUUCUCUGGCUUCCAUAUUGCAGCGGUGAGCUCGGGAAGCCGCCCGGUUACUAAACGCCGACCUACCCCGCGUUACUCGCCGGCCUCGCCUUCUGUCUGCGGAGCUCGGUCACAGGGGAGCCCGGGCCGGACACCUUGUCCCCACGGGGGGGACCGGGACAUGGCUACCCAGGUGGAGGCUCCGCUGCUGCCCGCGAACCCGCUGCCGCCCCUGCAGCAGCAUGAGGAGGAGGAGGUGGUAGUGGCGGACGGGGUCAAGCUGGCCAAGGAGGAGGCUGUGUGCCAGGAGGGCGAGGAAGGCCGCAGGGAGUUCGUGGAGGCUCCCCCACCUAAGGUGAACCCCUGGAUCAAGUCAAGCGGAGGCCAUGGCGGGCCGGUGAAUGGACAGCUACCGCUAGGUAAGUGCCCCCCUGUGCGAGCAUGCACCGGGCAUGGACGGGGGUGGGGGGAGAGGACAUGGGUUCACCUGUUCAAAGGUCAAAGCGGGAUUGUGCCCCACGCUCUGAGCUAUUCCUACUCAGUGGGUUUAAAUGAAGCAUGGAUUGGUUUUGGGGUGCUAUCUCUCUGCAAUGCAUUAUAACACCCAAACAACCCCCGGUCUCCCCCAUCUGUUACCGGGGCUUUAAGUUGUAGGAGACAUCUGUUACUGUUCCCUGUAAACGAGCGAUAUAAUGUUGGGGUGACCAAUUUGUGGCUGUCUAAAGCAGCUGCUUUUAAAGCGAGCCGAUAUUAGUAGUUUAGGGGUGCCCAUGCCAAUCAUGCCUUACGGUUUCGUGUCUCUAGACAGUGGGGUGUUUGCAGACAGUGUUGGGAGUGUCCUUCACAGUAUGAUGACUGGUUUCGUCGACCAUGUGCCUUUUGGAUUUGUCUUAAAGGUGGCAUGUUAGGGGGUGCGGUUCCCUUCAUUUUAAAAAAAAAAAAAAUUUUUUUUGGGGGGGGGGUUCUUAAGUCACUUGUGAGCUCCCACUAUCAGGCUUGUGUCACGGGUGAAAUCGGGAAGGGGGGGCGCGAUCUAGAGGGGGUUGGGUGUGUAGUAAUCCCUAGUACACCCUUUGAUGACACUGCAGUCUGUCCUGCCGGAGGAGAACCAUAUCGGGCUCAGACACCCCUAUAUUGGAAUGGCUUCGUGUGCUGUGAAUUUUAAACAGCAGCCGAUCUUCGUAGAGGGUUAACGAAAAGCGCAAGUCCAAAUGUUCCAUUUCAGAACGUCCUUAGUUCAACGUUCCAUUUGUGGAUAAACCCCGCCCACAUCAGUCCUUCCACUACCCAGCAUUCCCCAUACAGGCAACGUGGGUUGCCUUUAGGCCUGAGAGUCCUUGCAGCACUUUUCGCACGUUGUAGUUGGGCACUUUGUGCCCCUGUGUGUGCCAUGUUCUCAAUCUAAAGAGACUUGUUUGGAAAAUUCCUCCCAACUCCUUGACCAUUAAGCACAAGCUCCAGUAACACAUUGCUAGCUCCCACUUCCUCCUCAGCCCUCGUGGCUCCUCCUCGCCAUGUGAGCUCUGCAGAUCCGACAAAGUUGCCCAAUGCCUAUUUUAAUACCAUACCAUGCCUGCGCCUUGCCAAUAACAGCCCUGAGAGUAAACUUUCCCCCUCCCAUCAAUUGGGAUCUUGCAGCGCCUUGUGGCUGAUUAGGCCUUGGCUGGUCUCCCAUGCUUCGCUGGCACUGUGAGCUGCAGGCCUGCACUCUCACCUCGCUGAUAAAAAUAGUCCACGCUGCCUCUCUCUGGCUAUAAGAGGCAGUGUGACCGAGAGGGGCAUUGUGGGUGAACAUAAAUCUUUGGAUCGUAUGGUGGGCUCAUGAGCUAGGUCAGGCAUAUAGUUGUGAGAGUGUUAAAAGUGUAAGGCACAUGCUGUAAUCUCCCAGCGUGGGCCACAUUUAAACAUCAGCAAUGUUAGAUUAAGUGAUCUACAAUUAAACAGUUUCACAUAUGUACAGGGUGUCAAACACAAUCAUAUUCCAGCAAUAGCAGUUUAUAUUCUAGUUCUUAUCGACGUUCCUUUUGCUUUUAUUGAGGAGUAUGUGAGGUACCACAUGUAUCUGCACAUGUUAUAUGUGUGUGUAUAUUUUUAAUUGGUGUUCAUGUAGGGAGUAGAGUAACAGACUGACAAAUUUGAAUUAUAUGCUUAUCUACAUUCUAAUUAUGCAUUCGUUGCCAGCAUGGUUUAGUCCAUUACUUUUGAACUGAAGACUUGAGUCUUGAUGGGAUAUCCCCCCCAAAAAUGCUUUUUUCCCAUCUUAAAGUUUAAUCCACAACUAUUGUAAGUGCAAUGUUUUCCAUUUUUAUUGGUGUUCUUCGACAGCAAUAUUACGGUUUGAAGAGUAUUUUCUUUGGCAUAAAUUUAAUGUUGUACCACCAAACUGUGUACAUAAAGACAUAAGAAGGAGCACACAACCAGUAUGUGUCAAAACACCAACACUUCUCAUCAACUCGUGUUGUCUGUCCCCCAGUAGAUGGUGUGCUAAGUAUUUGCUUCAGUCUUUGUUUAUUUAAAAUAUUUGUACGACUCCAAUUUGGGGGGCUAUACUCAGAAUUUACUAUAGCAUAUUCAGUAAGUUUCAUUUAAUUUGGUUCUCUUUACUUUGCAGGAUUUUUUUUUUUUUAAACUACUACACAAGCCAAAACUGUAACUGCAUCUUUUUGCAGCUGUGAGAUUAAUUUGGAAAAAUCUUCAUGUGAAACUCAGACCAAAUUACCCAACUGUAAGACAAAAUUGUGUCUGAGGUUAGAGUAGGGUUUAGGGGUGAAUCUAGGUGCUGGUGUGUGUGUUUUUUUUUUUUUUUUAAUAGGGUGGUGGUUUGGAGUUAGGUUAAGUGUUGUAUGAAGUUGCUCAGAGCUAUAGGUGCAGUUCCCAAGUUCAUGGGAAUUUAAAUAAAUGAAAGGUUUGGUUGCAGCUGUUUGUGAAUAGUAAAAGUAGCACAUGUCACAGAGAUUCUGCUUAUGUUAACAAGCUAAUGGAUUGGCAUAAAUAUGGAAGUGAAAAUACAAUUGAAAUACUAAAAUUACCAAUUUGUGAAUAACUGAAUGGGUUUCACUUUGCAAACUUUCAAGCGACUCUUUCGCGGAGUCUUCACAUUUUAUUGUAUACUUGUGUGGAGGUGGCUAAAGGGGUGCGAAUAUGGAGGCAUACUUGCUUUUAAGCUGUUCAUCUUCUUGCUGUCAUACUUUGGCGUCUGGUGACUUGAUUUGCCAGUAGCUGUUACGGCAUGCACCAACAUCCAAAACAGGCUCAAUAGGGGAUCCUGCAAGCCUCUGGGAUCAUCCAUGAAUAAUUUAUGUACUGUAAGGUUUCAUAUGUAUGUGAGCAUUGCCCAAAAUUAUGUAUUUUCACAUAAGAUGACAUGGCAGCAUAUAAACUGCAUUUUGUCAAGGAUUAGCAGUUACACAAGGCUAGAUAAUUCUUACUUUGUCUCAUGUAUGUCUUUUGGAUGAGUUGGAAACUGCCAAAUUUGACCACUCAAAUGUCAUUAGCUAACAGACCCUUUGGGAGUCUAUCUUCGAUAUUUUUCUUUAAUGUUACGUUAAAAAUUAUACACUUUCUAAAAGGAUUACAGUACUAUUAAAGCAUCUGUUCAGUAAAAUGAAAUUGAGGUAAAACUUUCAAAUGAUUGGGUUUCUUGUUUUUCUUUUUUACGUCUGAAUGGGUGAAUUGAAUUGUAUUUGUUUACUAACUUCCUAAUGCAUUUUUAUUAGUGGAACAAGUUCUGCCUUUAGCAGCAAGUGAUCACUAAGUUUCAGCUGGUUUGUAUAGAGUUGAAGAUAAUGGGUUUGUUACCCUCCCCCCAUUAACAUUUGGAAAUUCUACUUGUGUGGCAGACAGUUUGCUCCUGGUAGGAAAAAAGUGCUCAGAAAGUCAUUACAAGUCCACAGCUUCAUAUCAGUAGUAGAAAACACUGGAGCAAAGCUGAUCCUGUACUUUGGGUGUUACUAAGUGGCUGCAAGUCAGCUGAGCAAGCUGAACUCUACAGUGGCAGAUGGCAGACUUUUGCACCAUGUACAGAAUCAGAGGUAACUGUACCUUUAUUAUAUUUUGUCUGGAAAAAUGGGUGAUCAUUAAUUUUGCUGCAUGAAAUUAAUUAAUCGCUCUGGGCAUAUGGUUUUCAUAUUUUGCAUACACAAAUUACAUUAUUUUCCAAAAUGUGUUUUCUUCUUACUAACUGGUAUUUUUGCAUGAGUUGCAUGUGUGAGGCUCUUAUAAAUACAUAAUCUGCUUCAUUUUGUAAGAAUGUACUGCGAUGGGUCAGACACUGUUAGCAUAUGCUGCACACAUUUGACUUUAGAUAGGUGGUUUAUGUAAGGAAGAAACCCAUAUUUUCUACUGCAUAAUAAUACAGCUUCAAAUCUAUGUAUAUUGCCCAGUUGGUUAGUUAAUGGCAGUAUUAUGUAAUUGAAUCUAUUAGGGGAAAUACUUUUUUUUUUAAACCAUCUCUGUGGAUUAUUUCACUUAACACCAAAUGUUUGAGAAUGAAUUCCAAUUCUGAGUGACAUAACUGAGGCAAAAAUAGCCAAGCUGUGACUAUAGCAGUGUUGGAGUAUUUGUUCAAAUCAGCUAUUUUUACUUUAGUUUUGUCAUUCAAAAUUAAUUAAAAUUCUUAAUGUUUUGUGAAUAAUCUUGUCUGUUAAUAAAGAGCUUAUCUUUAUAUUAGGACAGCCAGUCAAAUUUUAACCAUUUAAGAUCAGGCACACUGCUUACACUGUAUGUCCUACUUUUUAACCUAGAGAGCUGAUUUUCAUGAUUGAGACUCAGGUCCAAACACUCGUGAUGAAUGUCAUCAUCAUACGCGAGUUUUAACGUUGGUGUCAUUAGAGCAUUACGUGGAUACAUUGCAACUCUGCUUUGCUCUGUGCAUAAUAAACACCAGUGUUUUAAUGACACGAGCAAGGGCUGGGUGACUUGUCCAUGUAAACUGACCCUUUAACAGCUGGAUGGCUGUCACCUGCUCAUUCCUUGUAUAGGAAUUCCAUAUAAAACAUGCAUGUGCAGCUUUAUUUUAUAAAUGAGUUUUCAAAGGGGAGUCAAGGCAAGUUGUUUUUGGUAUUCAUGAAAUGUUCAGUGUUACAUGUCUGUUUGCUAUGAAGGCAGUUAGCUUGCACACAGAGGAAAGAAAUUGCAGACUCAUCUCUGUAAGAUAUCAAGUUUCCUUAGGUGAUCAAAGCUAUUUUGUGUUGUGAAACGUAGCAUUAUACUGAAUUGGACUGGAGAAGACUUAUUGAUGAGAAAAAUGGAAAUAUAUAAUAUUGCAUCGAACUCCCAUAUGGAGUCCCUAUAACUUCUACAGUGUCAAUCAGCAUACAGCCACAUUAUAAACCAAUCAUGUUACCUGAAAAUCUCUAGCUAAGCUCUGUGAUCAGAGGAAAGCUAUGAUGUUUGACAGUUUUACAGAGAACAGUAUCUGUCCUGCUCUCCAAAUGUUUACAAUGAGCAACAAGGUGUUUUGCAAAUUGAGUUUGACACUAGGGUUACAUUUGUUAGUAACCUAGAACCCAUCUAUAAUUUGUCAAGUCCUUCUGCAACAAAGCUCCCCAUACUUUUAAAAAUGUUCUCACCAAUGGGGUUAGUAACUUAGAUUUUUGUAACUGCUUUGUAUUCAGAAACCUUUCUUUAAAUUAUUUCGCAACCACAUUUAAAAUAAGAAAAAGUUGAGAAGUUGCUAAUGUGUAGCUAGUGGCUAUCCAUUCACAUAGAUACCCCUCCCAGUAUUAGUCAGUCCCUCUGCUCAUUCAGUGGCAGGAACAGGUUAUCUAACAGCAAUGUAAAGUACUGAAGCUGACUUCUAAAUUGUAUGGUAAAAAUAUAUUGGAUAACUGACCCUUCCAUAGAAUAUGUUGAUGAAUGGCAGAGCCAUUUGAAAUGUACACAUAUUUACCUGGGGUUCAGAGUAUGUUUUUAACUCACAAAUGUAUGUUAAACAUACACAAUAUCAGUGUCCCUGUCACUGUCUGGGGACCAUGUAUAAUUUGCAAAGACCCCGGCGGUUACAAUGCUUCUAGUGGUUGUAGGGAGGGGGGAGGAGAAGGUAAGAUUUACUUACCUGAACCUGUUCCUUCUGGGUUCCGCCAUCUUCUUCUGGCAGGUCUACUUCUCCUCUUGGAGCUUAAUUGCUGGGAGCUGAUGUCACUGGUGAUCUCUCGUAAAUGCGCAAGAGUACGACAUUGAGGUUUAUGGAGAAUCCUGCGAGAUAUAGCAAAUAUCUCUGCAGCAGUGAGAUUGACACUUGUAGGUGGCGGUCUAAAUGUGUCAGGCAUAGGACAUAUAUAAGUAAUCCCCACUUGGUCUCUAUAUAUCUCUUGACUGGGUUGGAAUUUUAUUGAAAUUCCAACACCGUCUGUAUGAAUACUUAAGGUUAUCGUGUGUGUAAAAAAAGUGGAGUAAUGAGGGGCAGUGGAUCGCUCUGUGACAAGCCUUUUUAGAUUUAAAUGAUGUAUUGAUAAGAAAACAACGUGUGCACAGACACCUUAACUAAAAGCAGUAAUGUGAGUAAAUUAGGUGCUUGGCAGCAUAGCCUGUGGAGUGGGGUCUGCUCUCUAGCCCUCUGUGAACUGCCAGUUCACUAGCUGAGAAAAUUGUGAAAGUUUUUUUUUUUUUUUUCCCAUGAUUUCUCUAGGAUAUAAUGGAUUUAUCAUUGCAAUUUGAUGUGUGUACAGUAUAUUUGUGUUGAAUAGUGAUGUCCCGAACGGUUCGCCGCGGACUCAUCAUUGAGUAAACUUUGACCCUGUACCUCACAGUCAGCAGACACAUUCCAGCCAAUCAGCAGCAGACCCUCCCUCCCAGACCCUCCCACCUCCUGGACAGCAUCCAUUUUGAAGCUGCAUUCUUAGUGAGCUGUCCAGGAGGUGGGAGGGUCUGGGAGGGAGGGUCUGCUGCUGAUUGGCUGGAAUGUGUCUGCUGACUGUGAGGUACAGGGUCAAAGUUUACUCAAUGAUGAGUCCGCGGCGAACCAUUCAGGACAUCACUAGUGUUGAAUAUGUGCAUGCUGUAAGAGCUGCAUACUCAUAGCCUGUAGAAACCUCUCCAGCUCACUUAUAACCUUCAGGAUCCAUGAUGCAAGUGAUUGCUUUUAUUUAAUCUAAACUUGCAGUCCAGUUUACCCAGACUUUACCAGUGUUCUCUCAUAGUGUAAUAUUACCUGCUCGUCCUCAUUGCUGUGAAUGUUGUUCCUUUGGUUUCAGAGAACCAGAUUGACAAUCCUCUCAGUAUAAUAGAAUAAGCCCCAUCCUUUCUGAACACCAUACCAGUCUCACUGAGUUUGUCACAAUGUUCCUCAAACAAUGUUUACUUUUUAAUACACUAUUUACCAGAGAGGCUGCGAUAGCUUUGCUUUGUGAGAUGUAUGUGCGCGCAUAUGUUACUCUGGUAUUAAAGGACCACUAUAGGCAUCCAGACCACUUCAGCUUAAUUAAGUGGUCUGGGUGCCAGGUCCAGCUAGGGUUAACCCUUUUUUCAAUAAACAUAGCAGUUUCAGAGAAACUGCUAUGUUGUUAGGGUUAAUCCAGCCCCUAGAGAUGCUUGCGUGCUUCUCACUGUGAAAAUCAGUGAGAAGAAGCCAGCGUCCAUAGGAAAGCAUUAUAAAUUCUUUCCCAUGAGACUGGCUGAAUGCGUGCGCAGCUCCUGCCGCGCAUGCGCAUUCAGGAGGAGAGGAGGGGGAGAGCUCCCCGCCCGGUGCUGGAGAAAGAGGUAAGUUUAACCCCUUCCUCUCCAUCCAGCCUGGCGGGAGGGUGACCCUGAGGUAAAAAAAUGAGUUUUCCUGGCACUAUAGUGGUCCUUUAAGCGUGAAUUGUGAAUGAAAUAUUUUGAAAUCGUAUGUCAUUGGUUUGUGGCUGGGCCUACCUCUUCUGCAGUGAGCUCUUAACUUCCUACACUUGUCUUUUUACAAGGAUGUUGCUGCUGAUCUCAUAAGCUGCUUAAAAGCCAUAGUCGUGUGCUUCUGUGGUAGUAUGAGUUUUAACUCCUUCAGUCCUGGGGAAAAUAUGAAAACCAUUGGGUGUAAACAGCUCUGGCAAUAUUCAAUUCUGUGUAGGGUUAACUAAAAGGUGGAAAUUUAUUUAUUUUACAGCCCAUCAUUGGAGCACUUCUUUGGCAGAUUGUUAACCCCUUUACUGUUGAGCUCCUUCCAAAACAAAUUAACCAUAGUCAGGAUUACACAGCAUAAAUGAUUAUUGUUUACAAAUGCCAUUGUCUGCUUUCUUCAAAUCUAACUUUUAAAGCAUGUGACCAUCAUCUUGUACAUUCUUGUGAGCUGUUUUGGGGUGCUUUUGCACUAACCCUAUCUGACCAUCACUGCUAGCAUAUGAUACUGAAGGUGAUGACAUUAUGUACAACCUUCCGGUCAUUGUAACAGCUGCAGCAUGGGUUUUAGUAUGCUGUAUUUUGGUAGGAGAGUGGUUAAAGGAACACUCUCAUACACAUGAAAACUUCUUACGGUGACAGGAGUCUGGGUGUCAUUUUACGGUUCCUGGCAAGCCUCACUUGUACAGCGGCGAAUGGAAGGAACGGUGUGAGAAUGUACCUUUAGUGAGAGCGUACUUUUACUGAGAGCUGGAAGACCAAUUUCUUUGGAAAAUGGUGUAACCUUUGAUGGUAAGACUAUGCCCAUAAACUCAUUUCAGUGAGCUUGAGGGUUUUAUGGGGUUGGCAGUGUUCCUUAUAAUGAGCCAAUACAUUGCCCUCAUAUGAUGAAACUUUCAGCAACUUUCAGUGUGAUUUAUGAUUGUUAUUCUGUAAACUUUAAAGGAACACUCUUGGUGUUUUUUUUUUUUUUUUUAAAUUUCUAAAUAUACUGUACCUCGCAAUGAAAACAUGCAUGCAUACCUGCGAUCUUUUGUCCAAGUACUCCAAGCUGUCUAUCAAGGAGUGUGCAGGCGGUGUUAAAGUAGGCUCUUUGAGCACACACAAGCACGCAUUGACACACACUUUUACUUGGGGGGAAAAGGAAGGCACACUCGGUGGACCGAAGAAAUCAGGAAGCAAACCUCCCCAGCUGUCUGAUAGUGAGGGAGGUGUUUCUGCAAUUGGUUAUAAAAGUGCUGAAUUCAAACAGACCUCAGCACUUUUAGAAAAUUGUCAUUAAAAAGAGAUGCUCCUGACAUGUAAAGCACUUCAGCAAGCUGAAUUGCUAUAUGUAUGUGUAGGGUCUCCUUAAGUCUGCAUCCCCACAGUGACUUGAAUGGGAUAAAAUAUAUAAAUAUGUAUACUAGAAUAUGUAAAACUACAAUUAUAUUCAUACAUUGGCUUGCAGUUUGGCUUGCAUAAUGCACAUAAAAAUAAUAGAACUGUGAUAACAAACUUUUGACUGGUUAACAUUUUUUUUGUUGUUGCUUUUCUCACAAUACAUAGCCACUAUACUUUGUUAGAAUCGAGAGAUCUUCUGUCCUCUUUUUUUUUUUUUCUCAUUCACAUGCUUAAAAAUUAGUUUAACCACAAAUUCAAAUUUACUGGUCUGUACAACAUUGUGAAAUUUUUGUGAUUUACAUUAUAUGCCAUGCUGUGCCUUGACAGCCAAUAUGUGCAUGCGCGCGCAUUCGAACCGCCGAUAGGAAAGCAUUCCUCAAUUCUUUCCUAUGGACGUCUAGCGUCUUCUCAAUUGUGAUUUUUCACUGUCGUUAUUUCCUGAAUAAUCUGUACUUUUGGUUCAAGCAGAAAACUUCUGUACAUAGUGUUACAAAAUGAUUUUCUUAUUGUAAGAGUACUGCAUUUAAAAAAAUCAAUAAAAUUUUAAAAAAAAAAUCUGCCUUGUUGUUGUGUGAAUAAAGACUAAGUCUUUGAAGUCUCUAGUAGGUGUGAGGUAUGCUGUACACCAGUUACCUUUCCAUAUUUUUAUUGUUUGUGUGUAGUUACCAUUCAUGUUUGACUAGUAAAUGGUGCCUGUUUAAAACUGCAAAACCUAGUACUGGCAAUGUCAGAAAUUUUGCUAAAUAUAGCUUUUUUUUUUAUUUUAUGAAAACAGUAGUAAACAGUCCUUUAAAAUUCCACAGAAUUUUGCUCAAAUCAUAUUAUCUUUUCUGAUCGCUAGCGGGAGCACACAUUUUAUUGCACAUAUGCAAGAGCUUCAUGACCUGGAUCUAGAGACUUCCUUUUUGUAUUUUCCCCUAUUUCUUAGUGCCACUAGAACACCCAUCCUGGUAGCUUUGUUUCCUAGUAGCAGAGGAGAGAAACAUUUCAGCUCUAGCUAGUGAGAGCUUAACAUAUCUUCCUUUCCCCUAAGGUGUAAGUAUGCAAAUAAACAUGUAACUUGGGAUAGUAUUUGGAAAGGGAGAAAAAAAAGUAGGCGCCCCAUAAGUGACAGCAUGGUUUUAACUUAUACCUGUGUAAAUGUAAAUAGCUUUGUGUUCCCAGUAAAGUAUUAAAAUACCAUAUUUGUUUUCCUUCUACUGAGGUAUUUUGCUUUGCAUUAAGCCUGCAAUUUAAAAUGGAGGGGGAAAUAAAAAGGAAAAAAAGACCAGGUCUCAAAUAAUUGACACAACAAUUUACCUCAGCGGACAUAACCGGCUUGGCAACUCAUUUACAUUUCAUUUACAUUAUACGUUAAUAAAGAGAUUCGGGCAUUUUGUUUUGAUUCAAGUUACUGGUUAUCUCAGUCAAUAUUCAUCGUCAAAUAUCCGGAUGUGUUGGUCGAGUGCUAAUGGCAGACAAAGCAACAAAUACAAUUUCCAAUCAUGUAUAGUCUGUGUGCAUGGGAGGGGGGCACUUGCUAAAUUAGCAAUAAGAGGAGCUGCAAAGCAAGAUUACGAUGCUGUGAGGGUUAUCUGUACAGGAUUAACUGGUCAUGUUACAUGGCUGCAAGGGGCCGAUGUAACUAGAAUUUCCAGAGACUCGGUCAGUUAAUGGCAUGCAGAGCUGGGAAGGAGACAGCCCAAUACCUUGACACAGAAAUGGGGUUAUUUAAGUGGUGUAUUUAACCAAACGUUGUAGAGCAUCCCUGUUUUGCUUGUUCAUACUGUAGUCUAAAGCAUAGAAGUUAAAUGGACGUGUUUAUUUUCAGGACAGCAAACACACAGUAGCUAAACCAUGGGGCGGAGAUGUUCUUGGUGGGGAGGAGGGAAGUCCCUCCAUCUGCUUUACACAGCAGUUCAAUAUCUGAUUUGGAGAGCUGUGCCAUUAGCAGCCUGUUGAAGAAGUUGAGGACUGAAUGCAGCAUGCUGUGGUAGGGUGGAGAUUAUAAAGGAGGGGCUUGCCUGUCUCUUGUGGGGAAGGUGGGCUAAAGGUUGCUAUUUAGGCAUUGGACAUGUACCCUGCCCCCACAGCCAGUUUGAGAACACAUCUUCUGUAUUAUGAGAGAGGAAUCCUUGUUUAAUUUUUGUUUGUAAAAGGCAUGAUUGAUACUUAAAUUGAAAACAUCAAAUUGUAUUAAAAGUGUGCUAAUCCUUACCAAUAUGUUUUUAUGUUUUAAAGUGGAUAUAAUGUGGUGUUUAGCAAAACCGACUCUCCACGAUUAUUCUGUUGGUGUCUACUUUUCUGCAGUGUUUUGAGCACAUUGUUACCACUCCCAAGUGUAUAUCAUUUACAUAUAUACAUAUCUAUAUGUUUGUUUGCUGAAUUCUUCAGAGCUACAUUGUUUGUGCUUUAUAAGUAACAUUAUAGAAAAGAAAUUCAAUCUAAAAAUGAGAGAAGGUAGCUAGUCAGAAUUUAGGAAACCCCCUUUAGGCUUCUAUCCUUGAAUUUUUUUUCUUUAUAAAACUACAGAAAUUUGGUACUUGCUGUCUCUUUAUUACAUUUUCAUUUGAGAAGAAACAAGUUGAUUUUGUUACCAUUUUAUAUCACCAGCUUUGUUUGAUUUGUAAAUGUGCCUUUCGCGCUCUGUUGGAUAUUUCAUGCAGUUUUGGCACAUGUUGCCUGCUGUAUAUGUAUAUCUUCUGGUAUUCAAAAAGGAGGAUACUAGCAAAGCGUGUCCUGUUUUAAGACCUUUAGUGGAGGGUGGAGUAGAGAAUUGCAUACACACUGUACUUGAUUCCUAAGAAAAUAGGAAUGCAAAGAGUUAAUCGCUUUACAGCUGACUAGAAAUGCUUCAGCAGAGGGCAUUCAAUAAUCCAAUUGGGAGCCAUGCCAAUCAUGUGGUGACGGCAAUCUCCCCUUCAGAGUGCCAUUUAAAUGCCCACUAAUUCUUCCAAAUACAUCGAAAUGAACACAUUCUAGAUUUUCUAAGUGAUUUAUUUCACUAUUGGCAUGUUCUUGCGUUCCUAUAGUUUGUUUGCUAUUGUCCAAUGCCUAUUUAAACAUUUUCAAUGUAUUACCACUGUCUUAGUGCUGGGAAACUCUAUAUAGUAAAGGACACGUAAAAAAGACUCCACAAUUACAGUACUUUAAAAACCUCCACAGUUUGCAUGUAUACAUGUCAUGUAUCUUCAUUUAGUGUCUGGCUUAGCUUAUUUUGGGUAUUCUCUUAUAUUUAAAGAGCGGCACUAACUAUUGGAAAUGAUGUAUAUUCUACAGCUGGAAGUUUGGCCCAGAUUUUGCUUUCUGUACAAAUUCUCCAAAAUUGUUUAAAUGAUUUGGUAAACUGACCACAAAGCACUCACAUGUAGGCAUUCAUUACUCCUCUAAGGGUUUCUGUCAAGUGAGCACAUGGUCACUGUGUCUGUAUUGAGCAAAUCAUAGAACCCCCACAGUCCUUCAUGCCUGUGUAUCAAGGCACGGAUUAACUGCAAAAUAUCAGUCAAUAAUUAUAAAGAAAAUGUAGAAACCAAGCCUAGUCUGUGUGUGUGAUCAGUUUGGCAUAUUAAGGUGUUUUUUUUCGUUUAUUUUUUUUUCCUUUUAUUCCUAUGGGACAAGUUGUUUCUUCUAAAUAGCACAGGUCGUCAAGAGGAGCUAAAUGCAGCAAUUAAUAGAUGCUCUCUCUCGUGCCAUGACUUUGCCUGCCAAGGCUCGCAUUCAAUUCAUCUGGCACCCUUUAUUUGCAUAUAUUCCACACAUGCUCGUUUGCUCAGCCUGCUACAAACAUUUUUUUUUGGCUUCUGUUUUAUUUUUUUUUUUUUAUCUUUAAAAGGACACCAUAGUCACCAAAAUAAUUUAGCUUAAUAAAGCAGUUUUGGUGUAUAGAUAAUUCGCUUGCAGUCUCACUGCUCAGUUCUCUGCCAUUUAGGAGUUAAAUCACUUUGUGAAUGCAGUCCUAGUCACACCUGCCUGCAUGUGUAACUUGUACUGUUUUCCUAAACACUUCCUGUAAAGAGAUAUAUAUGUAUAUAUAAAAAAAUGUUUAAUCCCUUAAGGACACAUGACGUGUGACAUGUCAUGAUUCCCUUUUAUUCCAGAACUUUGGUCCUUAAGGGGUUAAACUUCUUUUAUUGCACAUUCUAUUUAAUUUAGAAUUUGUUUUAUCUCCUGUGUCAUUAAAGUUCAAUUCACAGAGCAGAAAAUAAAACUUCUAAGCAAGUUAACAUCUAAUUGACAAUGAAAGCAUUUUUAAAUGCAGGCUGCAUGAGUCACGGCCAUGGGAGGUUUGGCUAGGGCUGCAGAAACAAGUGUUUUAACUCCUACAUGGGCAUGAUCUACAGGCAGGCUUGGCACUGCAGAUGUUUUGGACUACAUCUAACAUAAUACUCGUACAGCCAUAAUACUGGGAAAGCAUCAUGGGGAGAUGUAGUCGGCAAAAUCUGGAGAGCCAAAAGUUGCCUGACCCUGAGCGAUACACUAAAACUGCUGCAUAAAGCUAAUGUUUAUCGUUUCGAUGCUUGUAUAGUCCCUCUAAACAAGUUUUUUUUUAUAAACCAUUUGGUGGUGGUUGUAGAAGUGCAAUUUUAAGUCAAUGUUUAAAGGGUGGGGUCACCAUGUGAACAAGUUGGAUGAAACCGAUGAUUGUUCCUUUUCUAGAAUUUUGCCCUAUAUUUACUCAUUAUGCAUAACUUCCAUUCUAAUCUACCAAUUAAUCCCAGUUAUUUAAAAGGCAGUGGUAUGCAUAUUGUUUUAAAUGUUUGGUUCACAUUUCUAAGAAUCCACUGUCUUUCUACCAGACUGCAGCAGUCAAUGUAUGGUUGAAAGUGUACAAAUGUGUAUACUGUUUUGUAUGAGUAGAUACUAUAUAUAGGGUUUUUAUUUCACUUCUAUGUAUAACAGAGAUUAAUGUGCUUACUGCAUGAAGAUGCAAAUAUGCUAUGUGCAGUCAUUACUGGACAUAAGUAAGCAUUUGAAUUCCUCCCAUGCCAAAGACAGGUACUGCUGUUCCCCACUGGGUAGUAGUUACCUUGUGGAAAAUUGCCCAUAAUACUCUGUAAAAAUGGCUCUCUAAUCUGCCCUCAGAGGACAUAAAAAUAGUUAUUAUGGUAUAACCUUUGAGUCCUGAACUUUGUGCUUGGCAAAGAAUGCACUGGAACCUCGCAGUAAAAAGGGUCCACAGAUCCUACACAUGCAGAAGCUUUAAUUUCUUCCAUAUCUAUAUCGGGGGGGAAAUAAUUCCUGCUUGGACUGAACCUUUUUUUUUUUUUUGUGGUUUGUUUUAUUACGGUAUGGUUUUCUUAAUCUGGUAUUUUAGAAACCAUAGAGUAUGGAGGACUCCCUAGGAACUGUAUGCAGGAGGGUUCUCAGGCCUCUCCUGUUGAUAUGCUAAAUAUCAUUGACACAUGAGUUGAGGGGCCCGCUCUUGUGAUUUACUGCAAUAUUCACAUGUCCCUGUAUUUGAUUACUGGCCUCCCUUUUGUGUUUUAUCUCUUGAAUUUUUUUAAACUGGCCUUUAUUCCAGUACAGUCGCUUUGCUUGCAACUGAACCUUCUCCUUCAAUCCUGAUGACUUUUGUGUAGUCAGAUGCUUCUAAUAGAAAAGCAUUGAGAGCACAUGUACAGCAGUUGGCACAAUCUACCAGUUUAUUGCUUCUUUUUAAAAAGCAUUGAAUUUUCUGCAUGUCAAGUCAUUUGGAUUAUGCAGAUUUGUUGUCAAUUAUUUUGUUUGAUAUUUCUUAUGCCACAUAAUGUAUUGUAUUAUAUACAUCUCAAUAUGUACCUUAUUUUGAAAAUAAUAUAUAUUUUCCAAUAGAUGAAGUGCUAUGGUAUAUUAUAAUAUUGGAAGUAGGAUUCUUCUAUAUAGCACCCAAUCGAGUGCUGAACAUUUAACCCUUGCUGUGGUACGCUUCUAAAAAAUUUUAUUUUAAAUUGUAGUGGUUUUGGUGCCUAGCUUGUCCCUUUAAUGCAAACGUUUGUGUGCACUGUGAUAUCUACACUUUAAAGCUUUGCUAGUAGCCUGGGUUAAUAAUUAAAUAGGCCUGUAACAGUUUUUUAGAAAGUUGGUGUUAAGUUUUAGGAUAGGUAAAUGAGCGUUUUCUGGAUCAUUGCAUUAUUUAUCAGAAUAUAUCAUUUAUCUUGUUUUUGUUUUAGAUUAGGCCUACAAUGAAUACUUUGCUUUUUUAUUUAUUUAUUUUUAUUUAUAUAACCGUUUUGAAGCACGUUAUUGACUCAGGUGUUGCUUUUCAGGGUCACUCUGUUCUUGCUCCACAGUUGUAUUUUUUUCCAUGUGUAUUAAAAUAGUUUCCUUCUCCUCAUGGCAGAUUUGGUGGUGUUGCUUGCAUCCAAUAUUUGAAAGACACGUCUUCCUUGAUUUCUGUGACUUGCCUUAAAAUGAUUCGGAUGUUUGUAUAUUGGAUUCAGUGGAGUUUAUUCGCUAAGCUCAAACCUUUUAGUGAAUUAAAGUGACAUACCAGACCCUUAACACCAUAGUUGUUGAGAAGCUUUGUGUGAUGAGUGUGUCCCAUUUAUUUAUUUUCAUUUUGAAAAAAGUGCAGAUUUUAAUUGCAAUUGUCACUUUUAUAAAUUAACAUUGUUACAACCCUCUGGCUUUCAAACAAGUCAUUUUACUUCCAGGUUUGGUUAGCUCAGUGGAGCUAAACGCAAGGCGCAGCAAUAGCCCAGAGCACCUGCCUUACAUAGACUUCUCAUUGAGCUGUAUUGGGAAGUCUGCGAUUGGACAGUAACAGAAAGUCUGGGCGGAGUUUGAAAGGGAUGGCUUGCAAAGUCUUAAUACAAGAGAACUGCAGCAUUUGCAAGCUUAUUUUAGAUAAACCUACAUAUCUAAAAUGCCUACUGAAAUGCAUGCCAGUUUUCGUUUGGGGUAUUUUUACUAAGCUGUGAUUUUUGUUUUGUAUUUGGACAGCAUGGUGUCCCUUUAAAAGCCAAAUUGAAAAAUGUAGGCUAAAAGAGUUAAGCUGUGACUGCAACUGAGUUGCAUUGACUUCAGAUGCCUUUUAAAACCUCUUAAUUCAACUGGUCCCCUUUAAAUGUAGGCACCCAGACCAUUUCAGCUCAUUGAAGUAGUUUUGGAGCAGUGUCCCAGGCCCUUAGCUCUGCAAUUGUAAUUAUUGCAGUUUUUGAUAAACUGCAAUAAUUGUCUUAGAGGGUUAACGCCACCUUUAGUGCAUGUCUCUUGGUCACGUGACACUGGACUUCCUUACAGUUUGCAUGAGGACAUCUAGUGUCACACCGAACCCUAUAGGAAAGUACAAAGAUUUCCCAUGGGGCGGUCCUAAUGUGAGCAAGGCACUCCAUGCAGUCGGCGGAGUUGGAGCCUUAACCAGUGUCAAGGGACAUCAGUGCUGGAAUCGGAUGAGUGAUAAAGGUGUCUCUUUUUUUAUUCCCCUUAUGCACAAUGGGGGAGGGAGGUGGGAGAUAUAGUGCUAGUAAAACAACUUUGUUUUCCUAGCACUAUAGUUUUCAAUUAAUCUAUUCAUCAAUAUCUUUAUAAUGGGUUAAACAAUGAUAGAAUUUUUUUUUCUCUCCAGUCAUCAUAUAUACACGGUUACUAGAUACAAAUGAAUGAAAAUGGGAUGUAGUGGGAUCACUCUUAGGACUUUGUGUAAAGUCCUGUUUCCUGAUAAUCCACAAUCCGUGGCCUGUAUAGCCUCAGGACACCGAUUGAGAGUGCUGUCACAAGUUCUGUGUGUGUGUGUCAUCACAUGGUUUAUAUUUACAUGUAUUUCAAGUCAGAUUGUUGGCUUAUGUAAAUGAAAAAUUGUAAUUCUGUGUCUUAAUUCUAGCAGAGGUCAUGUGAUCUUUCAUCUCUUGAGUGCCAGUAAGACUGGCAAUUUCUUGCUCUUCCCUCUGUCAUCUACGGGGUCAAAUCCGUUUUAUAACAGUAGUCCACAAUUCUCUCCUUGCAGCACACUCGCUGCCUGUCCUUCUCGCUCAUGUGAAUGUGCACUCUAACCAUGUGAGCUGCAGACACGCCUCCCCAGCACUGACAGAAGCUGUGGAUUUUUUCCUAGCCACGUCAUGCUAUGAACAUGUCCCAUAUGUUUCAGUGAAGGAAACUUUAUUACACAUCGCUUGACUGUUUUGCUCCUCCUGCAGCUGAGCUUGCAUGAAUGAAGAGGUGCACUGGCAUAAAAUAGAGAUAAUGAACAGAAUAUAUGGUUUUAUGUAGCAUUUUGGUUUUUGAAGUGCUUCUGAUUUGUCUACAUUUCCUUUUUUGGGGUACUUAAAUAUAUCUUGUUUGUGUAUGUUGUCCUCUAAAUGUAUGUAUUUAUGUUGAAUAUAGAAGCCAGCUAAAUAUUGUACAGGCAUUAUUCUAAUUGCUAUUAACCAGGGAUUGUGACAGAAGUUGUUAUAAAAUGUGUCAGAAGUUAGAAAUUGCAGAAUUUGUUUUAUUGUUCAAUAUGUUCAACCUGGUGCCCUUACGAACAGUCUGUUGAUGUUCUUUUUGGGCAAAAUGUUAAUGGUAAUUGGGAAUCUGCAGUUUGUAAACAUUUAACCUAAAUGUCAAGAGAAAAAAACAUUGUAAUCAGGGCUGGAUAAUUGUUCUAUCAUGGUUUUUAGAAAGAGUAAAAUAAUCCUAAUACAAGAUGUAUCCUUGUAUAUUCUAAAAUAAUAAAAAAAAAGAUACAAAUGGGUUUAUUCACUAAACAACAAUUUGUGGUGAAGUUUUUUUCCAUAUCAAAGGUAGAAAAUAGAAUACCUAGUGAUGUUUACAGCUAGGCUAUUGUAUUCUCAUGUAUUCCUGUUUUCAAAAACGUCACUGUUUAGUGAAUACAUUUUCAAACCUCAAAUCAGUUUAAGGGAAACUUCAUCUCUCCUUAGGCUGUGGUUUAUGCUUGCAGUUUUUAGAACAAUUGCAAUCCUCCCCCUUCAUUGUUUACUUUCUUCCUAUGUGUGGAGGGAAGUUGCUGGGUUAUGCACACCAUUAUGGGCUUUUUAGUGGGACAGCUCAGUUUAACCCCUUAAGGACCAAACUUCUGAAAUAAAAGGGAAUCAUGACAUGUCACACAUGUCAUGUGUCCUUAAGGGGUUAAAAAAAAAAAAAAACAAGUUCUGUGCAUACAUUGACUCCCUUAAUAUAAUAACUAGAUCAAGCAAGUUGUUUUUGUUGCUUUUAGUUUUGGUUGGAUACUGUUGGUCCUAGGUUGGAUGGUAGUUAGCCACGACAAUAUUUUGAUUUAUAUUGUACACCUCCCUGUUGAAGCACCCAUUAUGGUCCCAAGAAUGGUCAUGCUCAUAGCAAGCUGUGUUGUAUGGUAUACAAUUUUUCUUCUUCUUCUUCUUAAUAAUAAUAAUAAUAAUAAUAUUAUUUUUUUUAUUUUUUUAUUCGUUUUUUAACAUCUACAUUUCUCUUUACAGAGACACCAGUUCCUGCCAAAGUCGUAAAAGCUGGGCUUCCGAGGACGAGAAGGGGCAGCAAGGUACUUUACUUUUGUCCUGUUGUAGCUCAUGCUAAAGCAAUAUGUAAUGCUGCAUUAUACACAUUUGCAAUACUGGACAUUCUCAAUUUAAUAAAUAACAUAUAUGGUGAUGUAGCAUGGUAUCCUUCACUUAAAGGGACACUGUCGGUACCAAAACAAAUUAAGCUUAAUGAAGCCGUUUUUGUGUAUAGAUCAUGACCCUGCAGUCUCACUGCUCAAUUCUCUGCCAUUUAGGAGAUAAAUCACAUGUGUUUUGGUUUAUGCAGCCCUAGCCACAACUCUCCUGGCUCUGACACCGCCUGCAUGGGAGAAUUUUUUUUAAAUAGAUGUUAACUUACUUUAGAAGUUUAUAUCCCCUGCUCUGUAAAUUACACACACACACGGCUUCAGCAUGGUCUAUAUUACUAUUAAAAGAGCAGGAGAUAAGAAAUACUAAAUUCAGCAGAAGGUGCAAUAAAGGAAGUUGAAACAUAUGAUCUCUCUUUACAGGAAGUGUUUUUAGGACAACGUCAUCUGGCAGGGAAGACCUAAUACACAGCAAUGGUUGCGCUCGCAUUAGGAUUUCCCCAUAGGAAAGCAUUCUACAAUGCUUUCCUGUGGGGGCUUUGGGCGAUGCUGGACAUCUUCAUGCAUAGCGUGAGGACGUCGGGCGACCAAAAGUCGCCUAAUGAUAGACAGCCACUAGAGAGAGAGAGUAAACCCACCAAGCUAAUUAUUGCAGUUUCUUAAAACUGCAAUAAUUAGUUUUGCAGGGUUAAGGGACUUGGAACCGUGCACCCAGACCACUUCAAUGAGCUGAGGUUGUCUGGGUGCCUGUAGUGUCCCUUUAAGCUAAAGUUGAUUUAAUGACUGUAGUGUCCCUUUAAUUAAAUCUAUGGCUUUUGAGCAGACUACUAUUUCAGUCAGUAAAGGUUAGCCAGAUCCACCAUGUUUUCUUGAACUCACAUUGUCUUCAUGCUUAUACGCAGUGCAUAAAUAUUUAUGCCGCUUAGAAUGUAUGCCAUAUGCUGCAGAAGGGAAAUCAAUUAAGUAUCAAAGAAGGGGUGCUUUGUUUAAUGCAUUUCCCUACUGGUGCAUAUGAGCCAUGCAUGCAUACUUUAGGGUAAGACACAUACAUACUUUAGAGAAAAAGACAAAUACACUUGGCGGCCGUGUAAUGGCCAUGUAAUGUAAACCUUAAAGGUUGAAUGCAGAUUUUAAUUUUGGCGUGGAUUACACAACGAAAUCAUUAGAAGCAAAUUUUGCGGUUUCUUGCUGAAUCUGACAGAUUCAAGCUGAAGAAAUAUAUUUUCUUAUUCAGAGACCUCUGUUUUAAUAGCGUGGACUUGCAAAAGGGAGUAGGGAAGACAUUUGUGACACACUAGAGGCAGAGAUCUCCUGGUUUCAUCUCUACAUGAUCAAAGAUUGCAUAAAUGACUUCUUAAUAUAACUUCCCUGAAUUGGACUCAGAAAUAAAUAUACAGUUUGAAAUCUUUAUUUUUAAUUUUUUAUUCUUUUUAUUAGUAAUUUUACCUAAUUUAGUUUUCAUUACAUUUAUAUUAUCUAGUACUUCAGGUAUAUUUUUCAUUCACUUCUCUGCCCAUUUUUAUAGGUUGGGGAUUUUGGUGAUGCCACCAAUUGGCCUACCCCUGGGGAAAUUGCCCACAAGAGUGUCCAGGUAAGGUGCUGAAAUGUCUCAUUAGUGGGACCUUGCUAUAAUGUUCAGAUGACAAAUGAUUCCCCAUGUGUAACAGCCAUCAUACACACUAGUGAUGUACUUUGGUUAAAUUAAAGGAACUUCUUGUGUCUGCAGCUAUGCUGGUACAUUCGCAGAUCAGAGACUUUACUGGGCUUGACCACAAGCCUGUAUCUGUAGCUCAGUGAAGUGCAUGAUUGACAGCUUUGGAGUUAUGCCAUCUAUUCAUUUAUAAAAGGGCCACAACAAGUGAUUUUCAUCUGCUGUUGAACAUUAAAAGUAAGCCUUUGCACCACUAUCAUUUAAUAUCACUGAUUUGGCUGGGAUCCUUAAAAGCGAUGCUGUCACUGUUUGGGAUAUAGGGGAGGGGUAGGCAGGCAAACAUUAGUUCUACUUACUUGAACCUAUCCCUCGCAGGUGCUGCCAUCCUUUUCCGGACGGCGCUUCAGCUACAAGGAGCAGACAUUGCUGCUGUAGUCUUGCAUGAGCGUGUUCAACAGAGAGGUCUAUGGAUGAUCCCUUGAGACAUAAUUUCCAUAAUGGGAGAUUGACACUUCUAGGCAUUGGGCGAAGCUGCCACCAUCUUGAAGUGUCAGGAAUAGGAAAUAUAUAGAGACAAAGUAGUCAAUAAUUUGUCUCAGUAUAUCUUUUGACUGGGUUGAAAGUAAGCCUUUGCAAUAUGAAUAUUUCAUAACGAUUCUACCUGACCGUGCUCCUUUAAAGUGACAAUUUAUUUUGUACUUUUUAAUUUUUUUAGUUUACCUAUAAUGCAUUUAAAAUUAGGGUAAUUUUUACUACAAAGCUUCCCAUUCUCAUCCGUACUGAAAAGCUACAAAGAACAUCCUUUUCUAAUCAUUUUUUUUAAACAAAUGGUAUGUUAUUUGAAUAGUCACAUCACAACAGUGCUAGCCUCUGAUAUUGUGUUGGGAUUCCACUUUAUCAACAGGCUGUGAUGAAUUGAAAAUAAAAUUACUUACAGUUAACUUUCUAAGUAGAGAAGAAAGCCAACUGGGCAGAAACCGAAUGUGCUUGUCUUGUCUCAUAACGUAUCUCCCUUUCUACCUUAUUUACCUGUGUAGAUUUUACGUCCUCCACUGAUUGCACAGCGCUGCGGAAUCUGUUGGCGCGUUAUAAAUACCAGUAAUAAAUAAAUACAUAUAAUAGACCUAAUGCUACAUUUCAUAGCUGGACAUCACCAGUUUCCCUAGAAUUUUUUGAUGGAUAGUCAAAUUAAAAUGUUGGGGGUUUUGAGUUUACUCCUGCAUACACUCAGCUUGAUCGUUGGUGGUUGUGAUUCCAUCUGGGACAGGGAAGGGAAUUACUUUAUAGGGCCCUAGGCAGGCUAAAACUUAGCACCCAAUCUCCCCCCUCCUCACCCAAUGUGAUCCAACACCAUAAGUUUCUCUUGGUGCACACCCACCAUAAUUCCCUAUACACUAUAUUUCUUCAUCACCCUAUACCUUACACCUCCAAGGCAGCCAGGCCUUCAUUCUCCUGGAUGAUCAAACAUUGGUUCUAGAGUGCAGUGGGAGCAGAGAGGGCAUGCAGCGGAUGGCAGAUGUUUUGAUCUCUCCUGGCUUUCAGGUAUCCAGGAUGUUGAGAGGUAUAUCUUGGACCCAGGUUGUAAUACCUCUGUAUUCUGAAGAGACCAUAUCUGCCUCUUUCUGCCUUUCUUUCAUUGUGGUGACCUGGCCCUUGGAUUUUUGAAGCCCUUCACUGUGUAAAUGUAGUUUGCUGUCCAUUUUCAGUAAAAGCCUCUGUAGUUUCAGGUGUAAAGGUUUAGUUCAGAAUUUGUAGAGAAAGGGGGCGUUAUGAUGUUUGUUUUUUUAAUAAUCUACUCGAAAAUUUAGUUGAAUCACUGAUCGUUUCUUUAGAAGUAUAAUGUUUAAACUUAAUUAACAAGUAUAAGCGUUCCCUUGAUUCAUAAGCAACACAUUAUUCCCAUGCCUUUGAUUCAAAUGUCAUUGCCAUAGCUCAAAACAAGUGAAUAUUUUUUUCUAUUUGCUUUAAGCGUUUGUGAGAGUGAAAAGGGACACUGCUCCAAAAUGUACAGUGUUUUACAUUUGUGUAAUAAAAUACUGCUCGUUAUAGGAACUGUUCAUGGGAAAUUACUUUAAGUAUUUCUGUUGAAUAUAUAAGAAUAGAAAACAUACCUCUUAUUGGAGACAACAUCCCAAUCACUUUAGGGGUUAAUCAUUAAAGUUAGAAUUCAAAGUGUAUUUCAUAUUUAAGAACAAACUAGCCAAAUUAGAAGCAUAAGUGAGGUUUUUUCCAGUUCAGCUAUUUUAACUUCAAAUUGAUGGACUUUAUUCACGCUAAGUAGCCAUGUUGUCAGUCUACUGUUUUUUCUUAUAACAAUAGUCUGACCCAGCAUGCCUGCUCAGCCAGAAAAAAAGGGAAAUUUUCUUUCACACAAAAAAAAGAAAUCUUUAAGUUUUAACAAAUGUAAUCCUCUUUGUUUUUGUUUUUGUGUGUUUUUUUUUUAUCCUUUUCUAAGCAAAAUGUUAACAUUUGAUGACAGUAGUCCUUUAAAAGGCUAAACAGUCGCCAUGAACGGAGGGCGUUAAAAGGCUUCUAAUAAACAAUGCCAUGAUAACCUGGUCCUUAUUUUAUAGUUCCCCAUGGCUGCUCAUGUGAAGGUAGUCACAGAAAAACUGUUUUAUAAAGUGGCAUUUCUGAAAGUGGUAAAGUAUUUCAGUACUUAUAACGUGGUUUCUGAAAAGCACAGACAGAUUUAAUUUAGGAUUACCGUUAGAGACAUUUUUAAAGGCACAUUUUCAAUCUUCCUAAUAGAAAAAAAUGCACGGAAACCAUCUUUUAGAUUUCUGUAUAGUAUUAAUCACCAUGCGCUUAGUGACAUUUCCCUUUUAAUAUAUGGCUUUAUUUCCAAAUAUGUGGAUUCUGUGGCAAAAGUUCUUUAAAUCAUUCAAAAUCAUGCACUGUAAACUUGUGGAAAUGUUUAUAGCUUUCUUUUUGCUGUCAAACACAUAGAUAUCCUCCAGACUCUGGAGGACUCUGACCAUUCAAAUAGCUUUCCCUUUGUUAAGUCCGUCUCAGUUGUCUAGUUUUAACUACUGCUAUUUUUGAGAGAACCUAAACAUUUGCAUAUCAGUUAUCCCAUUUCAUCAAAUAUUGGCUGCUCCCUCUGCAUGAGAGAUACGGCAACACUGGACGAUUGUUUUGCUCUCGGUGGACCUUGACAGUGUGGUGUGACUGAUGCCUCUCUAGGCACAGUGAGUAAAAGGGUCCCUGUGUGGAUUAUCCUUGUACCUUACUGGAACCCUAAACAAGAGUGCAAGAGCAUACAGAGAAUGAAAAACUCCUCAUAUAGUUUUCGUUUUGGUGGUCCCCGCACUGUUCCCCAUGCUAGUUUUAUUUGCUCAACUUAUGCUUAGGGGGAUAUCCACCACACCUCAGUGACAACCCACCAAUGCUAAAACUAUUGUUUGGAGUUGCUGUGUCACUGUUGUAGAGGGAGCUUGCUAUGUUGUAUAAUUUUUUUACAAAAUAUAACGUUGAGUAAUGCAUUUAUUUUAAGCUUUUAUUUGUAAUUCCUCAUGGAAUGUUAGAAUGUAUUCAUGUUUUGCAUGGUGGUACACUAUAAGAUGCAAACACUUACUGACAAAAUAGAUAAGUAUCCCAGAAUAGAACUUACCCAUGCAUGUAUUAUCAGGUGGUUGAUGAUGUGAAUUUGUUAUGAAUGUGUCUCAGGGAGGAAUGCAUGUAUGCAAAAACUGUAGCGCAUUGUUAAAUACACAUCAACACCCCAGAAGAAUUGUGCUUACUGGCACUAGUAACUGGUUUUCAUUCAUUAGUAUGCAAAAAGGAUGAGUGUGUUUUACCAGAGAUCUAUUAUACGUGUGUAAUGUUUUUAAGAGCGUGUGCGUCCUUUUCUGUUUUUAAACUUUCAAUCAAAUUGUGAACGCCUCUUUAUUAUGGAGAGUCUCCCUCUUGCCCCCUUUUCUGCUGUGAUUACACACGCAGUUUACCAGUGGAAGCUACAUUGUGAAUAAGGUAAUCCAACCAGUGUUCGUGUUAGGCUUUCUUGUGCUGUAAGUGAUGAUGCCAGAUGUGAAGACCUUUAAAAUAGUUUCUCAGAAAUGCCAGUGUUUUGCAUGGAGAAAAACAGCAUCUAUACACUAAAAGCUCUACAUCUUUGAUCACAUUAUUAUGACCUGCUAAUCUGAGCCCUGUAUUAUGCAAUCUAGACAUUGGUAAAUGUUGAGAAUGUUUGACUUCUGCAGUAGAUAUGCCUCCACAUUAUUAGAAGUAAUCUGGCCUGGGGACGUGGAUUUAAGUACACUCAUUAUAUCUGUUGUCAUUGUUGGUGCUAUGUAAAUCUAUAAUUUGUGUUUGUAUAUGUAAAAAUAUGCUUUGUCCUUUUAAGUGUUAGUCUUUAAUUUAAAUAUGGUGGCAUGCUCUCUUGUGGGGUGUUGUAUAUUGUUAGCUUAGAAGUAGCCAUGUGACACCAGGAAUAGCACAAGCAGCUCCCCCGUAGCAGGAUUUCCUUUUAGGGAUCCCCUCUUUCUGUCCCCUCCCAGCAGAUCUCUCUCCCGCAGUCUCUAUUCUGGGACAGAAAGCUUCCUUGCUGCUCAAUGUUCACAGAGUUUGAAGGCCUUACUUGGGGUUUAUUUUUAGGAACCUGGCCACAGUAGCCUGGCAAGGCAUGGGGAGGUUUUGGAUUUCACCAGCUCUUUGAGGACACAGGUAAGAGAGGAAAAAUACAUUUGAUUUUCUGAAAAGUUAGAAAUCAUUAUAAACCUGUCUGCACUCUUCCACUACUUUCUCCUCAAACCACCCCCAAAUAGACAGAUUACAAUGUGAUCAGGGUGUAUGGUUAUUGAAUUGCAUUAAUAUCACUCACUCUCUUACUAUAGUUUUAAUUAUAUGUAUUACCACUGUCUGAGAAGCUUUGUUCACAAGGCACCUAAUAUCCUUUCUUAAUCUUAAUCCUCAGAUUACACCUCAUCUUAUCUUUUAGUGCUCCAUGGGUGCAAUACAGAAUGCAUUUCUUUUACAACUGCAUAAACCAGGGUCAGCAGGUCAAUGGAGAAAUCUGUUAACUGCUAGAGCUUCUAGAUAAUGUCAAGGUUCUGCAAUCUGCAUUGUUACAAAGUCUAGAAAUGAGCAUGUUGCUUUUUGCUCAUUUAGAAUUUAGAGAUUGCAGUUAUAUAGUUUUUUUCAAUUUGGUUUCAUUCUGCAUACAUUUAGAGCACACUCACUCACACACACCCCCACAUGUGACGUCCUGUGCAGAUAUACAAUAUGUUUGUUUGUGUUGCUAUUGGGUGCAAAACACAUAUUUUGAAAAUUAAUUUGACAGUCCGUAAUUCACUGACUGCUUUGUAAGGGUUUAGUUUAAAAAAAAUAAAUAAAUUAUAAUGACUUAAAACAAAAGCAAGUAUUCUCAGGUUAAUGCUAGUCAGCAGGAGCCAUAGCGUAACCAUAACAGAACGGGUGUACUUCAUCACACUUGUGCUACACUAUUGAUAACUUUUGUUUUGUUGGCGAGCUGCAGUGCUAUGUUCACAUGUACACAGGGAGUGUUGGUGUUGACGUAUCAUGGCGGUAGUGACUGCAUGCUGUAUAGUAUCAUAACCUUGCUUAAGAGAUUUGGCAUGAACAGUCACAUGAUUUCAAUAUCAUUGGAUCAUUUUGAAAACAAACUGGUUAUGUUUGGUUUGCAGACCUUAAUACAUCCACAUGACUGCCCUGCAUGUUUGUUGAAUUUGGGGUAUGCAUCGUUCCAGACUGAGUAGGGGAAUGCACUGAAAUGUAAUCUAAGUAAUGUCUUACACCCUCUUGAUUUGGCUCGCUCGGUAGGUCGAUAUUUUAAGCACUCUAGAAUCUAGAUCACCUUUGAUGACUGUUGGGGGGGGGUGUUCAUGAAUUACUGACUGACCAUUAAACUUCCUGUGGGUCAUAAAGCAAUGCAUGCUGGUUAAAGGGACACUGGGUACCAACUCCCACCAUCAUUAAUCCUGCAAGUGUAAUUAUUGCAGUUUUUAUAAACUGCAAUAAUUACCUUGCAAGGUUAAGUCCUCCUCUAGUGGCUGUCUAUCAGAGAGCCAUUAGAGGGACUUCCUUGUUCACACUAUGCAAGAGGACCUCCAGCUUCGCCUGAAUCAUCAUAGGAAGGCAUUGAACAAUGCUUUCCUAUGGGGAGGUCUAAUGCGCGUGCGUCAGGUCCCCCCUGCCGACUAAUUUAGCCGGGUAAGGAUGUGGGCGGAGCCUGACCCAGUGCAGAGGAACAUCGACGUUGGAUUCAGGUAAGUGUCUGAAGGGGUUUUAACCCUUCAGCAACAUGGGUGGGUGAGAGAGGGGCACUGCAGGAUCCUGCAGAUCCGUUUUCCUGGCACUGGAGAGUCCCUUUAACUAUACUUCAGCCAGUGCCCAAAUAGGUUUUAGCGGUUUCGAUAAAAGUGUUGUCCCAAAGAAAUCCGAGUAAUGUACAUUUUUAUGUGGUCUUUUACAUCAGUAGUUGACAGUGUGUUCCUGGAGACCCAAUCAGUAUUUAUUGAUCUUAGCAUUUACUAUCUUUAUAGAUUUUUUUAAAAAGUGUGUUUUAAAUAUAAAUAUUGGAAGUAUAAACUCAAAAGGAAUAGCUCUUUGGUUAUUGGUUUUAUACUAAGUUAAAUGUUUAAUCAAACUAAAAUUGCAGAAAUAAAAAGCUAAUUAAGGUGAUCUUGCACCUCUGUAACGACUGUGCUUAGAGUCUUUUGGUACCACGCUAUUAUCUAGCCAAAGUUGCCCAACCCUAUAACAGGCUGUGAAUGCUGCAAGCUGUUUAGACCAGUACUGCAAAUGCAAGUGGCUACUGUGGUGCUAUGCAUUGGAUGAGAGGGACAUCUCUGCUGUUUGUUUGUGAAGUCACUCCAAAGAAUUUGGGGUUGGCUCCAACAGACGUCCAGUACCAUAAUGUUGCAGUGGUUAUGGUGCUGGGUGUGCCUUGUUAACUUUUGUGUUUACUACCAAUGUAUUUGUGUCCAUUACACUCACUAAUAAUUCCUCUUGGUUAUAAUUUUGAAACCGAUGAGAUCUCUUCUUUUUGCUAGCUGUACUGUUUUGCAUUGGUGCAUUGCUUUACGUAUGCCUUUUAGUCUUGAUUCUGUGUGUAACUGUAACUCAAAUAAGGUGCAGGAAUCUCACCCAGUUGGUCUUUUUACCUUUUUUCUUUACAGCCACCUUCCAAAAUACAGUUGAACCGGAAAGCUUUUGGAAAGAGAGACAUGAAAGAAGAAAGUGCAGACGGGAAGGAGAAUCAGAGGGUGAAAUCGGAUGAGUCAAGUGAAGAGAAGAAUGGAGAUGACGAUGGGCAGAGAUCAUCUCAUAAAAAGAAAGGUCUGAUAAUGAAGAAUAAACAUUAAAAUCUGUACUUCAAUGCUCAGAUAUAUUUGUUGCAUGUGUCAGUGUCCUCUCCUUGUCAUGCUGGCUUCUGGUCUCUGCAUCUCAGCUGUUGGUGACUGGGUUGUGUAUGUAUGGGGCAGGAUGCUGCAAAACCUAUUUUUGCUAAAACCUAUCCAUAUUUGAAUAUUUAAAAAAAAUAAAGCCUAUUCAAGAUGCUAAAAUGUCCUAAAGUUUGCUUAGUGCCUGGAGGUGCUUAUAAGUUGGACAAUAAUGUGUAAGUAGACCACUCAAGCAUUUCCAGCUGUAAUUGGCUAGAUCUACCACUAAUCUUUUCGCAUUUUUAAACACAAUAUUUGAGGGGGAAGUUAUUUCACCUUUACACCAUUGAGACAGAAGGCACAUACUUCCUAUUGGCACUCUUCCUUUUUAACUUUACUACAGUCUACAAUAAAGGGGCAUUACAGGCACCAAGACCACUUCAUCUUAUUGAAGUUGUUUUGAUACAGUGUUCCUUUCCUUUUAGCACAGCAAUGCUUCAGAGAAAUUGCAGUAUUUACAUUGCCGUGUUAAGACCGCCAGAAAUGGCGCUUCCUGCUGUUUCACGGAGUCAUCCUCAAGCUUUGCAUGAGGACAUCCAGCAUUUUAAGAAUCCCCACAGGAAAGCAUCGAGUCAGUGCUUUCAUAUAGGAAACCUAAUGAGCGCGUGGCGCUCACCGUAUGCUAUUUUACAUAAAAAUAUAGACACUUUGGAUGAGUGCUUAUUUUUAUUGUGCCAUGUUUUAUGAGGGUUACUUGCACAUUCAAAAUGUCACCAGCAAUGUUAGGCACCUGUCCGACAAAUAUCCUAAAGCUGAGAUGGUUUUAUAUAAGAAUCUUCAAAAAAGAUGAAACAAAUGAGCGUCUAGCUCAAAUGUCCAGUAGCAAUUAUAAAGGCUAGUGCUAUAUUAUAACGAAGAUCAUUAUCGCAACAAUAACCUGUAUAUUAUAGAAAUGAAACCCUAAUUAGCUCAGUGAAAUAUAUGCUAAAUUUCAUUCCCACUACUUCUGCUUCAGGUAACAAACACAAAUGGGUCCCACUUCAGAUUGAAAUGAAACCUGAGGGACCAAGAGACAAAACAGCUUCUCGAAACAACCGCCAGAAUGAACAACAACGCCAUACACUUACCCGCAGUGACCCCAAAGGUAUGUGCUUCAAUUUAAGUAUUUCAAGUUCGUUGGCACAUUCGAUACAUUUUUGUCUUUAAUUUCAUACCUUCCUGAAAUGUUGAUAGUAGAAAGUAUAAUAUAACGUAAAUAAAUAAAAUACAUUUGUGAUACCGGUUUUCCCUGGUAUUGUUUGUAAAAGGUUACACACUGUUGGUUGCAUUUCUAAUGCCAAACUCUGCUCUACUUGUUUAACAGCCUGGUAUCCGGAUAAUAAACAUGAGCGGGACUGGCCUGACUAUGAUGACACUUCCAGUGUGAAGAGUGAAGGAGCAGUCCGUGGUGGUUUCAGGGGAAGGGGACGUGGCAGAGGACGGGGCAGGGGACGCGGUAGAGGUGGUUCUCGAUGUGAGUAUGAUUUCUAAUACAAACACUUAGAGCUGAUUUACAGUGCAUCACUUUGAAGAGAAUGGAUGCUUUUUCUACACACUUAGGGGACAUAUUCACUCAACAUAUUCACUCAAUCUUUUUAGUUGUGCUUUCUAUAUCUCCCGAACCCUCGAUGGGUCUUUUCACUUGGCACUUCCGCAUCAAGCAUCUUUCUCCUGUCAGACUGGCUUCUUUGACAGUUGCGUAAAGAUGGAGGAGCCUGCAAUAGAGGAUGGGGAUUAUUAGGAGAGGUGGAAGACAAAAUGCUAAAAACAGUAAAUUACUGUUUCACUAAAAACAUGUUUUUAUUUUUCCCGUCUAUAGAAUGUUAGCCAAACUACCCCCACUUAUGUCUACUUUGAAAUCAAUUUUGAAAAAUGUGUCCUCAUAUGAUCUUAUCAGCUGACUGCCAUUGGGAGGAGAGCAGGGCCCCAUGUGCAUGCAUUUGAUGUGCUUAUCAUCGUGCAGUCACCUACAGUUUCAGAUCUUUCAUGAUCACAGUUGCUAAUUUGUCAUUUUCAGGGCACUCCAAUCUGUGUCACUUAAAUCCUGGCUGCUACAUUUCUGUACCCAGGCUGGCUUAUAUCUCUGAUUUCUGAAAAGGGGCAAAGUGCUGUCAGUAGUUUGAUCUAAGAAUUUGUGUUUACUUUGCAUUGUGGCAGUGUUUUGUAUUUUAAUCUGCCUUUAACACAAAUAGAAAUGAAGGUUAUUGUUACUUUGGUGAUUAAAGGUGUGUCUGACCUUUUUAAUCUAAAUAAAAUAAAGCUUUUUGGAACAUAAUACAAAGUUCUCUGUAAAUAGUCCAUCUGAAGUUAACUGUAAACCUAUUCUGCAGUUUCUGUAAGAUUGUUGCAGAUUGUUACACCUGUUGAUUUGUUUUUUGCCAAUAUAUUUUUUUUUUAUUCUUAAAGUAACAUUCCAAGCACCAUAACUACUAUAGUAUGGCACCGCCCCUAUUUUGGUUUUGCAUGCUAACUAGUAAAAAAACAGUAUUUUUUGGGUCUUCCUCAUAAAGCAUGACAAUUUUUCCUCUUGCUAAGCUGUCCAUAUAUGUGUUUGUUGUGAUUGGUGCUUUUAGUGGCACCUGAAUCAAUUAGUUUCUUAACUUUUUAUUGUUUUCAAACAGGAAUAUCAAAUUAGCUGGUAUCCUGUUGCUCUGCCAGUUUGCAAAUUUCUUGUUAACAAUAAGCUUGCUGUAACUUAUAUUCUUUUUAUUUUCCCUCUACAGCUCAUUUUGACUAUCCUUAUGGAUACAGGAAAUUUGAUGUUACGGAUGGGUCACGUGGCCCAAAAUACCCUAGUAAUAUAACUUAUUACUACGACAACAUGAGCAGUUCAGAGCUUUACAGUGUGGACCAGGAGCUGCUCAAGGAUUACAUCAAAAGGCAGAUGUAAGUCACCUCAAACCUAUGUGAAAACGUGUCCGAGCAUUCUAUUCUUUUUGAAAACACAUUAAGGGGUUUUGUCUCACCUUGACAUGGGGAAGUUGUAUAAGGAGUUGGCAAAUGUUUUGUCAAAGUUCACACAAAUAGAUGUCACAAUAAUUAGUUUGAACGCUAGGAGAUGAAUGCAACAUAUACUUUUAUAUGUCUAUAGAUAAAUGCGCAUUAUUUGUGUAUAAACAUGGUGCACUGGGACAAUGUGGCAAACUAUCCUGGAUCUGGUUCGUUUGUGUUCAUCAGAGUUUAAUAUAAAGCAUGUAUGCAAGAGCACUGCAUAUAUGUAUAUGGGUCUUGGGUGUCUACUCACACACCUUCUGAAAUUCAUGCCCCUAUUUAAGGAUUGGUCCUCUGGAGUACAAAAGUGAAGGAUGUUUUAAUUCUUAAUCUGCCUGAACAUAUUUUCUAAAUUUUGUAUAUAUAGUUUGGAAGACUGUGACUUUUGAGACUUUUUCUCCUAAACUGAUCUUGAUCUGGCUCUUUUACACAUUAGGAGAUCUUUACAAGAUCUCUUGAAGUGAUCAGGAGCAAGAUGAAACUAUAGGAGAAGACUGAGAGCAGCGUGAUUAGACAGAAGUGAGCUGAGAUGGUCAGCAUGUCUGUCAGGUCACCUAAAAGCUGGUCAAAUGCAGGAAGAUAUUCUAGAACCUACCAGGUAUCAAAAAUAUUACUUCUCUUCUGUUGAAGAUUACUGGGUUGUUAAAACUUAGCUAAACUUUAGUUAUAACUCUUAAAAAAUAAGUGUUUUUUUUUUUUAAUGUUUAUUUUAUCUCUGACUCAUCAGCUCUGAUGGACACCAAUAUCCUUAAUAGCUGCUGCCACAUUGAAAAAUUAUCAUUUAUUAAUUAAACCAAUGAAGAACAUGUUUUGGUACGAGUUUCUUACAGUGGGAGCAAAGAGUGACUGUUACUGACUUGUUCCCAUGUCUUUUACAUUUAAGCAAUGUAAACACUACAGCAAAAAAAAAAAAACACCAAAAGAUUCAAAUGAAUUCUAAUAUUGCUGGAUCUUUAGUAGACUAUCAUUUGUACGAAAAAAAAAAUAUACAGGCUGUAGCUGGCAUGUUAAAGGAUCACUAUAGUGUCAGGAAAACAAACUCGUUUUCCAGACACUAUCAUCCUUGGUUCCCCCUCCCUUACUUUUAUCCAGCACCGGGCUCCCUCGGCGCUGGUGACCUCUCCGCCGACGUCAGCUCCUGAGUGGAGCGGAAUGCGCAUGCGCGGCAAGAGCCGCGCGCACAUUCAAACAGUCCAUAAGAAAGCAUUUCUCCGGGCUUUACUUUGGACAUUCUGCACGCUGGGUGCGAUUUUCACAUCCAGCGUCGCAGAAGCACCUCUAGCGGCUGUCAGGAAGACAGCCACUAGAGGUUGGGUUAAACCUGGGUCAAAACCUGGGAAUCUGGCACCUAGACCACUUCAUUGAGCUGAAGUGGUCUGGGUGACUAGUGUCCCUUUAAGGCCAGUUAAAAUGUAUGUCUAAAAAUUUCGAUUUUUCUUUUAAUUCUUUAUUACUUUUAAAAGAAAAGCUAAACAAUGUUAAUUUGCCCUUUUCAACAGGUGUAGAGGUAGUCAGGUCUAUUUAACAAACAGAGCAGUAAAAGAAAUUAGCCAUUUAAAGAUAUAUAGCAGAAUGUUUUCCAUGUUGACAAUUUUAAUUAUGGUUUAGCUUGUGUUAAAAGAGCUAGGUGAAAAUGACGUUUUGGGUUUUAAAAUACUGCUUCUUGAUUAUUUUGCAGAGAAUAUUAUUUCAGCAUUGACAACCUUCAGAGGGACUUCUAUCUGCGAGGGAAGAUGGAUUCGGAAGGCUUUCUGCCCAUUGGGUUGAUUGCUAGUUUCCAUAGAGUUCAAGCUCUUACCAUGGACAUUGGGUUGAUUGUCAAGGUAGGUUAGAAUUCCAAAACUUAUCAAAUUUAGAUUCUGUAAAUUAAGACACAACAAUAAUAAUAAUGUACAUAAGUUGUUUUGGUGUGUGUCAUAUACACGUCGUAUCUUUUGGCAUCUACUUCAAAAACAGAUGUGAUGUACAGAGGCAUGAAAACUUGUUUCCAAGAAGGUAGCCUACUUUAGCAGAAUUAUUAGCAAUUGUACAGUUUAAGGAAAAGAACCACAAACUUUUCUUUACAAAAAGAGAAAUUCUGCCAUAUCUAAGAUUCAUAAUCAAGGCAUCAUAUUUUGGUCUUGAUUUCAUAUUUUUGGCAAAGCCAAAUGAUGUAAUACAAUGAAAACUUUUAAUAUUGUGAUAUAUUUUGUUGUUGUUGUAUAUAAAUGUUCUUUGUGAGGAAAAUUGCAGUCAUUAAACAUUGAAUUAAAGUUAUAGUCCAAAUCCGAUAAAUUGGGGCGCGGGGUCUUUUUGCUAUAUUAUAAAGUGUAUUAAUAAAAUAUAUUACCUGUUCAAUGCAAUGUUAUUAAUGCUGUUUAUACAUUUUCUUCAGGCAUUAAAGGACAGCAAAGUGGUGGAGAUAAUUGAUGAGAAGAUCAGGCGGAAGGACGAUCCUGAUGCAUGGCCGCUGCCACCCCAGUCUGCAACGGACUUCUCACAACUUAUUAACUGUCCUGAGUUUGUGCCCAGGCAAGGAUACCAGAAAGAAACAGGUAAGGGGUGGGGAAUUGGUCCUAACAGUUAAAUGGAAAAUCUCUAGGUAAUUCUGCUAGUGGUUGUGGUGCUAUAAAUCCCCAGGUGUUGUCCACAGGUAAUUUCUCAAACCAUUUAUGAACAGUUUGACACUUAUUUAGUAGGGCACCCACAUUCCCUCUGGAUUUAGUUCGUAUUUCCAGAUUAUUAUACAAACUCAUACCAGGAUUAAACAGUAUUCAUGAAAGCAUCAACUGACCUAUCUCAGCCAGUGAGAUUUUAAGAUUUUGUUUACAUAUUAAUUGUGGCCAAGUCAUUUGCUUGAAGUCAUCUAUGUUCAAUGCUUACAGAAUCUGCACCUGGAUCACCACGUACCUCCAGCCCAAAUCUGACGCCAAAAUCUGAGGAAGUCAGCAACUUAAAGACUAUGCCCAAAGGUCUCUCAGCAAGUCUGCCAGACUUGGAUUCUGAAACUUGGAUUGAAGUCAAGAAACGGCCACGGCCCUCCCCAGCCAGAAUAAAGGUAAUGACUUGAAUCCAAUCAGUGUCCUCUUUAUUUUACUUUUUUUAAAUGUAGAUACACAAUACUAAGUAUAUGCGUUUGUUGCCGCUUAAAUGUGACAAUGCUUAGCGCUCUCCCCAUUUUUUUAAAUUGGCAUGUUAGCCUAUGAAAUGCUUUAAAUCUGUAAGAAAAUAAGGUUUUUGUUUUCCCCAUAACAAUUUUCCUAAUUAUUUAUUUUUACUUUAACUUCUCUGAUGUGUUAAGAGGAAAAAAAAACAGUUAUUCUCUCUUGCUGCAAAUCUUAAGUUUCUGCUGGCACCACAGUGUAACUAGACUUUGAACUAUCCUGAUCCUCUAAUUCAGGAUGAGAAAGGAAGAGGAACUGACUGUCCCUCUUCUCCAUUUUUUUAAUUUUUUUAUUAAUGCUGUAGUUCCUUUGGAAGGCUACUUAUAUAAAUGUAGUUUGUACUUCAUGUGACAUUCUUAUGCCAUGAAAAAUCUUGUACAGGAUCAGCAAGAUCCUUAUUGUCACACAGAUUCCAUUCUCUCUGCAGUAAUAUAGGGAUUGGUCACAGUUUUAGUCAGACAUCUUGCGCCAAGAUGAACUCUGAGUAGGUCAAAGUGGUCAAAGAACAUUAAUGCUUCCCUUUAAUAGAUAUGCUGCUUGGACUUUAAGUGUCACUUGAAGUAUGGAUAAUUUUUAUAGCUAUGUACACUUUCAACUCCUAUUUUGAUAAAGAGAAAAAGCCAAUUUAAGUUUAAGUUUAGGGAGGAUCUCUUUUGGUGAUUGCAAUCCCUUGUUUUAUGAACUCUAGAAGCCAGAGGAAGUGAAGGUCAUCCAAUCAACUACACCUACAGCCGUGACUCCCCCUAAGGCACCAAAGGAGCAGGAUGAACCAGAAGAGCUAGACUUUAUGUUCGAUGAAGAAAUGGAGCAGAUGGACGGCCGAAAAAAUACCUUUACUGACUGGUCAGAUGAGGACUCUGACUAUGAAAUUGAUGACAGGGACGUGAACAAGAUCCUUAUUGUCACACAGACCCCACCCUCUCUUCGCAAGCAUCCGGGAGGAGACCGUACCGGUAAUCACACCUCUCGCGCCAAGAUGAGCUCCGAAUUUGCCAAAGUGAUCAACGAUGGCCUGUAUUAUUAUGAGCAGGAUCUGUGGACGGAGACGUUUGAGCCAGAAUAUUCUCAAAUCAAGGUAAGCGGGUAUACAAAUAGUCACUGUCUCAAGAACAUUUAACAUUUUAAAAUGACGCGGACAUGUGUGUCUUGCAUUUGUUUGUAAAAUACCAAUCUUCAUCAUGCUAAAAAGACUGACCCACUUUGUUCUUUUUAAAUUUAUAAAAGAGUGUCUUAAAAAUAUAAAUUUAAUCUGCAUAUGGUGUUGGGUUCCUAAUGUGUAAAUGUAGAGAAUAUGUAAUCUUGUGGACCUUGGGCUCAGUUUGAAUAGGUUUUAACUCUGGAUGCUCUGAAGCUCUCUACAAAAAAGUUGAGAACAUGCUAGACAAUGGUUUUGUGACUUAGCAAACAUUUACUUUACAUGGUCUGCAAAUUAUUUUAAAAGCACUAUUGUGUGAGAUAAGCAUUACAGAGCAGAGUUAAAUGGUGUAUGUUAGUAGUGCAUUUUUACACCAUGUUAGUUGACUUUUUUAAGGGGAAUACUGCUAAUUGCUGUAAUUUGUUUUAAACCUGCUCUGAGUUAUAUUCUUAUACUAGAACUAUUUGUCCUCUUUCAGUAUUUGGCAUUUCACCCGGGCUUGUUACAGAAAAUGCUACAUGGUUGUCAGUAGUUUGCUUUUAAUUUGAAUGUAUAGGCCACUGGCCUGUGCACGUUAUGAUGUCCGGUCAGCUGCUUUCACGUGUGCCAGCCCCUCCCAAGCUUUGUCUUUUAGCUUGGUUUGGGGCCUAGCAAAGUCCUUUGAUCAUAUAACAGUGAUUUCUGUGUGGCACAUUCUGGGCCCAUUUUGAGGGGCAUGUGCAGUGUGGCGUGUGGAUUUGUUCAGUGGUUGUGAGGAGUGUUCACACUUUUAUUCUCCAUACCCCCAUACGUUUUAGACUGAUAUAUUGGAUAUUUACCCUCUCCUUAUUCCUGUACCUGGACAUUUCUGCUUGCCUUGUUCACUUGUUUUUUGUGUCUUGCUGUCCCAGAGAAGUGAUUUUGUUUUCGUGGAUCUGAGGUGAAUGGUGUUACUCUAAUACGCACUGGUCUACUGUGAUCUGUUUGCUAUGUCUUUCUUGGAUGUACUCAUAAAUUAUUAAGGCAAAGCAAAGGUGUUUUCCUCAUUAGAAAUAUAUUUGAUCCUGCAAAGAAAUUGCUGUUCAGGUAAGAAUGAAAGUGGUGUAGUUUUUUUCCCCACAUCCUAAUGCUUGUUCCUGAUGGUUGAAAAAUAGAAAUUGGCUCCAUGUGAAAUAUGUAACAUCUGAAAUAUUUGCUGCUUAGCAGUAUACUAGCCUGUACUCAAAAGCUUAUGGCCAGCAGGGGGCUGUAUAGCUCUGCAAAAAUAUAUGCAUGUUAUGAAUAGUGUACCGUGAGUGUUCAAUUGAGCUAUGCAUGGUAAUGUGACAUUAUCUUCCGGGUAACACUAGUUUUUAUCUAUUCUUACCUUCCAGGAAAGUUAUAAGAUUCCUAACCUCCACCCUCCAUUUAGAAUAGUUUACUUUGGAAUGACCUUUGUCAGUGGGUUUUCAACCUCAAAGGAGGUUUGAAGUUUACCAAGGUUUGAAGUGACCAAACAGAUUUGCCAGAUUUAUUGCAAAUUACCAUUUCACUUCUUUGUGAAGAGUAGAAUGCUCUUAUGUAAGUUUUGAUAUAACUUUCUUUCUUGUUUUUUUUUUUUUUUAUUGAUUCAUAUUUGGGUGAAACAUUACCAUAUCUGGAAACUGUUUUCUAAUGUAGUAGUUUUAGCUGAGUUAUUAGCAUGUUCCAGUUAGAACCCACCAAGAUUUAAAAGUAAUUCUAUGCUCCCAGUAUGUGGCUUCUGAGUGUAAAAGUCCCAAAUGUAUAGAUAAAGCGCAGAAGAGAUAUUUCCAGUGGUUACUUGUGGGAAGCACCAUUUUCUUUCCUGUCCAUCCCUUUUAAAGCUGUGCCUCAUCAUCACUGGAUACAUUAUUAUUAAGAGAUUACCCAACCAUAUUAACGUUGAUUUCCAGCAUCUGACUAAUUUAUACUCAAGAUUGUAGCUGCAUAUGCUGUUUCUGUGCGCAAGGUAACAUUUAUGCAUGUCUUUGUAAAAUACAUUUUGUAUUACAUGUUUGCUUCUUUUUUACAAUGCAUUUUCCAGCUUAGCCACGGAUUUAAGGAGCUUUAGGUACAUUAUUAUAAAGAUACUUGCCUAAAGCACCUCUCAAAAUUCAACUAGCCAUUGGCAAGUGUCAAUUUCGUCAUGAGACGUGUACCAUGGAUCUCCCCAAUUAUAUUCCAUAUUGUUUGAAAGUGCAGGAGUACUUUUACAGUAUCUACACAGUUAAUAUCUGCUGUCAUCAAACAGGAGAUUAAAUCGGGAUCAGCGGCUGCAUGCUUUCAAAAGAGACCAGCAGCUCCGGGUCCUUAAGCCCCGCCUCUCCCAUGUCCUUUAUCCAACUCACCAGGUAGCCACAGUGACAUUGCGUAGUGUGAAUUGUGUUUUGUGUGCACACACAGGGGUUGCUUGACUCCCAAGCACUUUGAGGAUUAAACAAUAAUGUGGCAUUGAAAGUUAAACUUAAUAUUCUUUAGUAUUUAAUUUUAUUUAUAUAUAUAUAUAUAUAUAUAUAUAUAUAUAUAUAUAUAUCCUGAUUUUAUAUAUUUUUUUUUUUUUUUACAUUUGUAACCAGCAGUUUAAAUCUCUGCGGGAAGUAUAGAAAUAUGCCAAUCAACCUCCAGCCCCUCACCCAAAUCUGUCUGUGAAUAACCAUAAGAUUUAGAGGGUAGAGAGAUCACAAUUUCCCCUCUCUCUCUCAAAACAUGUAGAUUCUCCCCUCAAUGAAUAGGCAUUGGCCUAAGCUGAAGUAAGUAGCUGUAAUUGUCACAGAAUGUCAGCUGACUAUGUUCAGGCAAUCACAGUACCCAUUUCUGGUACAGCCGUACGACCAGUAGGGGCCAGGGGGUGGGUGGUCAGUAACCCAUAUUUAGUGUCAAACUACUGACCACUCUUGGCACUGUAACCAGUUCAAUGAGCUGAAAUUGUUAUACUGCCUAAAGUGUCCAUUUAAUAUUACAUUGGGGCCCUAACUUCACUGUGAUCAUCCUUUAAAUGAUUUACUACAUGCUUACUAUUUUAUCUUUGUAUUGUGAUAGCCAUCCUAACAAAUGUAUGGCUUAAAAAGUUAUAUUCAUUUAUUUUAUUUUUUUGACUUUUUACAAGAUUGUGGUACAGUUGUAAAGAUUAUCAAGCCAAUGCACAAUGCCCCUUGCAACUCCUAGAGUGCACCCAUAUACCAAGAACAAACAAGUUAUGCUUCAGCCUUUUCCAUUUCUAGUGUUUUCAUUGGAAGGGAAAACCUUCUGUGUCAAGACAUACUUGGAAAGAUCAAGACACUUGUAGCGAAGCCUAAGUCACAUGCUUUGUACAACCUCAGUAUAAUGUGUUUUUGUUUGUUUUUUAGCUUGAGGUAGAGAACUUUAAAAAAGUGAAUAUGAUCAGCCGUGAGCAGUUUGUCACUUUAACCCCAGAACCCCCUGUGGACCCCAACCAAGAGGUUCCACCAGGACCCCCAAGACUGCACCAGGGUAAGUGUGAAAGAAUGUAUUUAUUUUUUAAAGUGAUGUUUAGUUACUCAUUACUACCUGUGGUUUGACUAAAUCCCUACAGUUUUGCCCUGUUUUCAUAUUUCUGCAUUUGUUUUUGUUUUGUGUGUUUUAUAUUAGAGAUAUCUGAAUUAGUUAUACAGUUAAAUGGAUACUAUAGUCACCUGAACAACUUCAGCUUAAUGAGGUUGUUCAGGUGAGAACUAUAGCUCCCUGCAGCCUCUCUCAUGUAAACACUGUAUUUUCUGAAAAAAUACAGUGUUUACAUUGAAAGCUAGGAACACCUCCAGUUGCAGUCACUCUGAGUGAACCAGAGGGACUUCGGAGUUGAUGGAGGCAUAAAAUGCCUCCAUCCACUCAGAUCCGCUGUCAGCAGAGCACAGGGCAGCACUGUGCACAGCAUCCUGUGAUUCAAUAUCUCCUCCCUCUGCAUGCAGACACUGAACUUUCCUCAUAGAGAUUCAUUGAUUCAAUUCAUCUCUAUGAGGAGAUGCCGAUUGGCCAAGGCUGUGUUUGAAUCAUCCUGAUCUGCCUCUUUGUCACUCAGCCAAUCCUAUGGGGAAGCACUGUGAUUGGAUCAGGCUACCACAUGUCAGCAGACUGCUUGUUUUUCUGAGUCUAACAGCAUGCAGAUUUAAAGCUUCAGGCUUGAAUACAGUAAGAUUUUGCUAUAUUUAUGGAGUCAUGAGGGGCCCAGGGAGGCUAAAUAGUGGUUUUAACACUAUAGGGUCAGGAAUACAGGUUUGUGUUCCUGACGCUAUAGUGAUCCUUUAAUGUGUAGUUAGUUGUGCCUUGUUUAAAAGAACCACUUAAGCCACCCCGACCACUUCAUCUCAAUGAAAUUGCCUGGGUGCAUGGAGUAAAUACAGCAAUGUUUUGAAUGCAAGGGGUAAACGCACCUCUAGUGGCUUUCUUCCUGACAGCCAUUAGAUGCGCUUCCACAUUCAUAUGCAUAGUUUGACUUGGUUAUACUGUUUUGAGAAGAUGCGUGCAUGGAGCUUCUUGUCCCAAUGCUUCUUUUCGACAGUGACUGGAUUGGCUUAGAGGAGGAACUGCAGCAGCACCGAGUGAGUCUUCACAAUGGAAAAAUAAGAAUGAAUGGCUUGUCUUGUUUACAUAUAGUACAAUGCUGCGAAAUGUUAGCGGUAAAUACCUCAUUGUAAUUGUCUGUUUCAUUAACAGUUCCCACAGAUGCUUUAGCUAACAAGCUAUUUGGUGCUCCUGAACCUUCCACUAUUGCCCGUUCCCUCCCAACCACUGUUCCAGAAUCUCCAAAUUACCGCAGUGCUCGGACACCACGCACCCCCCGCACACCCAGAUUGAAAGAUCCAACUGUAACCCCUCGCUUUUACCCAGUGGUGAAGGAGGGACGAACAAUCGAUGCCAAGGUAUCUUCCGCCUCUGUCUGUUCUAUUUGUGAAAGUCACACUAGUAAAACAUGUGUAUCUAUGGAAUUUUUGAAGCAAGUAAUGCUUGACUGCACUGCUGGAAGAGUGGGAGUUCUGAGUAAUGUGAAACAGAAGCACUGUUUGACUGAUUAUUGCACUGUUACACUAGCACCAAGUCAGUGCACCACGUAAGUGAUCUGCCUUAUACUUACAAUUAAAGAAAGUAUGUGUCAAGUCCCAAUGAUAUCUUUAUUCAGGAUUUUACCCACCUGUCUGGGAUUCGCCUGGAAGCCUUCUAGGUAGGCUUUGGAGACAGGAAUUUUGAGGUUUCUCUCAAAGAAACCAUUAACUCAUAACUGAGAAAACAAAAUGUAUACAUUUGGAUUGACCUAUGUAUAGUUAGGUUUCUAAUUUUUAUCUCCCCUAAUCAUGCUACUCUGACUGAAAAUGGGUUACUAUAUCAUUCUUAGUGCCUUAUGUGGGGUUAUUGGCUUUAAAGCCACAGUGCCAUUAUUGUAAGCCUUUGAUUUAGUCAUGGGAAAACAGAGGAUUAUAGGUGUUGCUGAUAUUUAAACAAAUCAUUGUGCCACUUUUAAAAAUGGAUAGAAUGCAAAAUUCUUAAAUUGAUUUUGUUGAAGUGUCACCUCUGUGGUCUACUUAUAUAGUAUGCUGUAGCAUGAUGAUGUACUUUUGCAUGCUGUAUAUUUUGACGGCAUUUUUCUAGAGCAUGCUACGGCGCACCUGGCACAAUGAUUCGUGUGUGGCGGGUUUCUUUAAAUUCAUCCUUUGAAGUCUUCCUGACGUGGGUGCUGAGUUAGCAUUUUCAUGAGAACAGCCUCUUCCUGCAGCAUGGCUUUUUUUGACUGACCAUAUCUAUUACCUUAGUUGCUGCAGAAUAAAUUGACAAUGGAUCAGUCUAAGGAAACUGUAGAUUUACUUCACUAUACAAUGUCUAGUUUGUCAAGUUACAUUUAUGCCUCAGAGACCUUUGCAAUCUAAAGUUUUUUUUGUUUAUUUUUCUUUUGUAUUCCAGACGCCGAGAAAAAGAAAAACCCGUCACAGCUCAAAUCCUCCCAUGGAAUGCCAUGUGGGGUGGGUGAUGGACUCCAGGGAACACAGACCUCGUACUGCCUCAGUGAGGUAUGGCAACCCUAAAUAAUGAACAGAAUGCUGGUUUGUGUGGGUUUCACUUUGAACAAGUCAAUUCUUUUUUUUAUUUAAAUUUUCUUUGUUGAUCAGUUCACAUUUUAACUUCCACUUAAAUCCCAAGAGCCGUAUAACCUAGCAUGGUGGUUGUACUCAGUAACUUAUCAAAUGCUAAAGUGUGGUUUAAUAAUUUUUUUUUUAUUUUUUUUUGGACUAACAAUGUUUAUCCUAUCAUGCAGCUCCAAUGCCAGCCCGUCAGAAGGAGCUCCUGCCUUGAGCAAUUUUGGAUGUACCCCUCAAUCUCUGCCAAAGUUCCAGCAUCCUUCUCAUGAACUACUGAAGGAGAAUGGAUUUACUCAACAUGUUUACCACAAGUACCGCCGACGUUGCCUUAAUGGUAAGACACAACGUUUUCACGUUAUUUUAUCCUUCUUCUUUAUUUCCCUGUGCACCUAAAAGCACAAAUUGCCAGUUGCAUAGAAUAUGUUCCACUGGGUCACGUGAGCACCAGUUCUGUAAAAUGCUUUACUAUAAGUGAAAAUUUAACCUGGUGAGUAAAAGUACAUCCUACAGGAGUUUAAGCAUGCGUGGGAUAUUCAUAAGGCUAUCCUAACUAUAAGAUAAGGCUAGGGAGUAAUGAAAAAAAAAAAAUUGGGCAGACUAGAUGGGCCAAAUGGUUCUUAUCUGCCGUCACAUUCUAUGUUUCUAUCCUUGGCGUCUGUGACAUAGACCCUCCAGGCUUGCAGUGAUAAACUUUUAAUAGCCUUGCUUGUGGCAUAGGACUUACAUUUUAUAAAUGAAUAUAAAAUGUAAUAUAUUAAAGGGACACUAUAGUCACCUGAACAACUUCAGCUUAAUGAGGUUGUUCAGGUGAGGACUAUAGCUCCCUGCAGCCUUUCUCAUGUAAACACUGUAUUUUCUGAGAAAAUAUAGUGUUUACAUUGAAAGCUAGGAACACCUCCAUUUGCAGUCACUCAGAGUGAACUAGAGGGACUUCGGAGUUGAUGGAGGCAUAAUAUGCCUCCAUUCACUCAGAUCUGCUGUCAUCAGAGCACAGGGCAGCACUGUGCACAGCAUCCUGUGAUUCAGUAUCUCCUCCCACUGCAUUCAGACACUGAACUUUCCUCAUAGAGAUUCAUUGAUUCAAUUCAUCUCUAUGAGUAGAUGCUGAUUGGCCAAGGCUGUGUGUGAAUCCUGCUGGCUCUGCCCCUGAUCUGCCUCUUUGUCACUCAGACAAUCCUAUGGGGAAGCACUGUGAUUUGAUCAGGCUACCACAUGUCAGCAGACUGCUUGUUUUUCUGAGUCUAACAGCAUGCAGAUUUACAGCUUCAGGCUUGAAUUCAGUAAGAUUUUUACUAUAUUUAUGGAGGCAUGAGGGUCCCAGGGGGGCUAGAUGGUGGUUUUAACCCUAUAGGGUCAGAAAUACAUGUUUGUGUUCCUGACCCUAUAGUGAUCCUUUAAUGUAAUCUCUCACUUGUAUAUUGUUCCUUGACUUGAAAAUACUGUGUAUUGUGGUCUGUUUAUGUAGCCUUUUUUGAGAUGGGACAAAUAGGCAGUUUUGCCAAAUCAUCUUUUGUAGAAUGUUGUAAUCUAUUAGGUACUUUAAAUGUUUGCCUUGUGUGUUAGGAAUUAAACAACUCUGUUCCUUCUUGUGCUAUUGCCACCAGGUAAAUUGCUUUACAUUAGUAUUUUCAGAAUGGCUUUCAUUGUACUCCUGCUAAGUAGUUUCUGUCAUGGUGUCUGCAUGGAUAUUAUUUUUUUGCUCUAUAUUAACAGAGAGGAAACGGCUAGGCAUCGGCCAGUCACAGGAAAUGAACACUCUCUUCCGCUUUUGGUCAUUCUUCCUAAGAGAUCAUUUCAAUAAGAAAAUGUAUGAGGAGUUCAAGCAACUGGCCGUGGAAGAUGGCAAGGAGGGCUACAGGUUAGUAGUGCAUAAUGUGGAAAAUGGAUAGACUGCUGACAUAGUUUUGAUAGUGGAGCGUUGACCAAAAGUUGCUGUAGUUUUGGAUUUUGGGACUGGUAUUUAUUUCAAAUGUCUAAAUAGAUGUUUUUUGAAAGCUCAGCUAACAUAUGGUUGGUACUUUGCCCUCGUUGAAGUCAGAUUUAACCUCAGUGUUGUGCUGCACAUAUUUAAUACGAAGUGCUAACUAGCACAGGCAUGAAUUGCAAACUGAACAUCUAUAAGCACCCAUAAUGUUUUAACCUCUUGUUAAAAAAAAAAAAAAAAAACUUUUAAGCUGCUAUGCACCCCAAAUUACUCAGACACAUUAAAGGUUUGUGUAAGAUAACAUGGGUGGAUUGUUUACAGGACACUGGUGUGAAAAGUAUCUUUGUACACUCACUAUCUACCACAUUGCAUAAAUAAAGAAAUGAUUGUCUUUUUCUGUAGGUACGGGUUGGAGUGCCUUUUCAGAUAUUACAGCUACGGUCUAGAGAGGAAGUUCCGGGUGGACAUUUUCAGGGAUUUCCAGGAAGAGACAAGGAGGGACUAUGAAUCCGGUGAGUCUCCUGUUUAAAGGGAGUUGCAACUAUCCCAGAGUUCCCAACUUGACAUGCAAAUGGGCAGACAGGCAUCAUGUUUCAGACUUCAUUCUACAGAAAAAUAGGCACUCUAAUGUUCUGUACCACCUUUAUGACUGGCUUUUUUUAUUAAAUGAACAUCUGUAGAGGGGGAAACCAUCAUUGGUCCAGGGCACAAUGAACAAAAUUGCCACAAUAAACAUAGUUCAAAAGGGAGAAUAAAAAAAAAAAAAAAAAGUAAAAAAAAAUUCUUAUUUUUGCCAUAUGAAAAGAAUAAGAAUUUUUUUUACUUUUUUAUUUUUUUUUAUUCUCCCUUUUGAACUAUGUUUAUUGUGGCAAUUUUGUUCAUUGUGCCCUGGACCAAUGAUGGUUUCCUUAUCCAGUAGCUUAUUUUUUUUUAAAUCAUGCUUCCAAUGAAGUGGGUUGUCUCAUUCUUUAGUAGUUUGUUUUGUUUUUGUGUUUUCUCCUCCUUGCUGUGAACGGAUGUUGUAAACAAGCUCUUCUUCUUUUUUUUUUUCUUUUUUUCUUUUCUUACGUAUUAUUUAAAUAUUAAAGGUCAACUGUAUGGACUGGAGAAAUUUUGGGCCUUCCUAAAAUAUUCCAAAGCCAAAACCCUGGAUAUUGAUCCUAAAUUGCAGGAAUAUCUGAGCAAGUUCCGAAGGCUGGAGGAUUUCAGGGUGGAUGUAAGUAUGAAAUGUCAGUUAUUUGAAAAGACAAUUUGUGAUUUUAAGCUAAAGACAAAACAGCAGAUGUGCUUUAUUGCUCUCUAUGAUAGUUGUACAAGUUUUGAACUUUGUUCCAGAAAGCUACCUCCCAAUGUGUCAGUGUGCUUUAGUAGGCAGGAGGGGAAAAAAAAAUUACCUGCGCACUGUCCUAAAUCGCUAUGCACAUUUAUUUAACAGGAGGUUUUAGUAUCACUGUAAUAUUUGCAAACUCCGUUGCCUCAUCAAGGCAAGCCUUUUGUGUGAGUCCUACACUAACAAUUCACCUUGCUGCUUUCAGCUAAAAGGGAAAAUCUCGAGACAGGGCUAUUUAUAUAAAAAUAAAGUACAUAGCCACAAUAUGAUACAGAUGGUUAGAGCCACUAUGCACCCAAGACCAUUAACAAUUUGAUCGCAGGACUAAUUUGUGUCCUUAGUAGGCAGACAAAAUUAGUACUCCCAAGUUCUGUCCUUCCCCAUAGAAACAGAAUUGUAUGAGCCUAACAUUUUUUUUUUUUUUUUGUUUAACCUUUACCUUCUACAUAGGCUUAUAUGGUGUAUCUUAAAAAGUGCAAGCCAUGCCGAAUGUGUAACUCAGAAUGUCUCUCCCCCUCGUAAUCCAUUCUUUGUUGCAUUUAAGAUUUUCAAAUCAACAUUAUACUGCCAUUAUAUUGAUUUUAUUUGCCCCACCCCCAAAAUUAAAAAUAAACAAUCUUAAAACCUUUAUUUUAGAAAACUGAGUUUGUGAAAACAAAUUACAUCUCUGCUUUAUUUUGUGUUCUUAGAGAUGCUGUCCUAUUUGGACACAUUUCGAGUUUGACUUUAAAAAUAACAUUGAUUCCUUGAUGUUUGACAAUCUUUCAAGAGUUUUUUUUAUUUUUUAUUUUUGAGUAUUUGUCAGCUCACCCCCUCUAAUAUAUCAAUUUAGUUACAUUGUUAACUGCUGGAACUCAAACAUUUCAUUGUUAUAAACUGACUGUUCAGUGCUCUAGAAUAGCAUAAAGUGACUAAUCACAGCCUCAACAAACCUUUAUUAUACAGGUAGUACUCAUUUUGCGACCUACUGGUUUUACGACGGCUCGCACUUACAACCAGCUCUCUCGCGGGCUGGUAAGUGCGAGUCGUCGUGGGGAUUAGAGGCAUUCCCUGCUCUGCUGUGUUCGGGGAAAUUUCCCCGACCAUAGACGAGCGCACCAGAGCAAGGAAUCCCCUCUAUUCUAUGUUUAGGGAGAUCUCUGUACCUGUUAGAGAUAAAGAUUUACAUUAUCCACAGUAAUUAUUGAUCUAAAGGAGGGCGACAUGCCACAGAUACCAGUACUAAUCAAUAGCUAUGGCAGAUUAAAUUGGCGGGAUGGCUUGCAACCACAGAUGUGACUCCUAGCCAGACAGUAUUCACCAUGUGUCUCAAUGCUGGGCAUCAACAGAUGAUCAUAGAUCCCAAUGCAUGGAGGACUCCCCACCCCAGCUGUUAUGCAUAUUAAAGCCUGACAAUGAUGGGAGUUGUAUUUUGAACUAAGCACCCCCCGGAUACAGUCCAUAUCAGCGUGGCCCCAGCUGACUGCCCCUAGACCAGGCCCUGCUCCUACCUCCCUGGAUCGAGAUCUCUGUAUCUGUGCUGGCUGCUGUCCCAUGCUCUUGGCGACUUUGGGCAGGACCUGGGCUUGCUCGUUUCCUUGCAGCACUCCCAGCACGGUCCUCCCUGCGGACUGGGCGACACUGUGCUUCUUGGGCUGCACAUUCUCCUGGUUCUCCUGCCUCAGCAAAUGCUCAGACAUAUCGUGAUCUCCACAGAAUGGAAAUUUUCAUGAACAUAGACAAACGCAACAGAGCAGGGAAUCCCUUAACUCCUCGCUUACUGACCAAUUUGUUCUAUGACCGGGUCGUAAGAACGCAACCCAGUCAGUAAGUGAGGAAUGCCUGUAAUGUAUUUUUUUUUUGUCAUUUUCACUGACUUUUGUGUGUCUAAAAUGUAUUGUAAAAACCAAUGUGAUCCAGGUACUCAAUGUACAAGGUAGCAGAUUUAUUUGGAAAGUCAGAACAUAAACGGCAACGUUUUGACCUCCAACAAGGUUGUUUAAAGCUUUGUAAAGACCUUGUUGGAUGUCGAAACAUUUGUUUAUGUUCUGACUCGCAAAAUAAAUAUGCUACGCUGCCAGCUUCAGGUCCAGCAGGGCACCUGGUUUCAUUUAUUAGACGAGUAUUGAUUCCUCCUUUCCUGGUUACAACUUAAUGUAUUGUGACACUGUAGAUGGAAGUUUACAAGAUUAAUCUGUCUAGUGGUUUCUCUUGUUUGAUAAUUUAAUUAUAUACCAAAGCAUUUUUUUAUUUAUUUAUUUGUAUUUCUGUAUCUUAAAGCAUAUGUGUAUCAAAUCUCUGUGGUACUGGACUUGAAAUUUGUAUUUAUAACGCAUUUCCUCCCUUCCAGCCACCAAUGGGAGAUGAUGGAGGUUCACGCCGCCGCCAUUCAACAGGAGAAGGUCGACGAAGAUAUCCAUCACAGUCUUCCAGUAGAGGAUCCGGUCACCAGUCCCAGAGUUCAUCCCAUAAUCCAACACGGGAAGAUGCCAGAGCCCAAAACCAUCCCACUGCUGCCACAUUGGAUUCCCAAACUUCAGGAGGGAGAAAAUAAGCAAAGCAGAAUUGGGAAAAAGUCAAGAGGGACCUGAGGGAGGGAACUUCAGGGACGUUUCUUGGACAUAAGGGUGGAGGUGUGUGUAGAGUGUUUACAGCCGAGUGGAUCCUGUCCUCUCCCCCUUAAGUUCCACCAGGAAAUAUUUCAGCAAACAUCAGAGACUGCAUGUUCUGGAGAGGAAUGACUGUUCCCAUAUCCUUUCUGUGAAGGGUGGCGGCUGCUAACCCCAGAAAGGAAGAUAAUCUUAGUUUGAUUAGGGUUAUUGAAAUUUUAGUUUCAUUUUAGCAGAAACCAGGAGGAAAUGGCCUAUUGGGAGGAAGUGAUUUUUUUUUUUUUGUAUUUUUAAAUUAUUCUCUGCCCUUCCUCCUCCUUUUAUGGAUAAAUAAGGAGUGUGGAACUUAACUCUGCUCCUAAGAUUGCUGAACGCAGACAGCAGAGCUUUGCUGUUACAAAUUUGGAAGGCAAAAAGGGGCCAUUUAAUCUUUCUUUGGAAAAUAUUCAAACCUAUCUGUUUUGAAGCCAUUGCUUUUCUGACUGAGUUGGCACAACGCCACCUCUUGGGAAGUGGCCUUCAGAUGAUUCCUUUUGCAGGAUACACAUGGCAAAUUAGCAGUUGUCCAGUGGGUGUCUCUUUUCCCUCUGGUUUCCCUUCAAAGUCUUUUAGACCCCUGGCCCCACAGCUUACUGCUUCAAAAGAGCCCUGCGUUAAUUUUAUUUCUUUUCAAAGAUAUAUAUAUUUUUAUUUGGGGUUUUGUUUUUUGUUGUUACUUCAGACUGUGAAAGAGAAAACUACAAAAACAAACAAAAAAACUAAAUAGCAAUGGACUACAUAAAAAAAACAAAAAAAAAACUUUUAAAAAGAGACUGCCUUUAUGUUCUUAUUCCCUUAUUGAAAAUUAUAUUAAGCGAUGAGGAAAAAACAAAGAUUACAAAGAGUUGCCUUAUUGUAACCUUGAAACUUGCAGAGAGCUGCCAUUUUGGAUGAAAGCGGCAACCAAUCAAAAGCAAGAACUGCAGACUAAUGAAACAAAGUGGCUCUGAACACUGCUCAUUUAAUUGUAGGUGCCGUUUACUCUGGGAGAAGACUAUCUAAGCUUUGCUAACCCAUGGAAUAAUUACUCAGUCUUGACAAAAUUGUUUGCCACUGAAUACAAGACAAAUUUUUUUUUUUUUUGUGGGAAGGGGCGAUGAUUGAAUUAAAAGGAUCAGGUAUAUAUCAAUCCAAUGGUUGGUUGCAUUGCAUCUGCUGUGUCACUUUAAGGCAUCUUCUGGGCUUGAUUCCACCAAAGGUUAGAAGAAGAAAGAAAGAAAAAAAGGGCCCUGUGGUUAUUGUGGACUUGUGGGACUGAUUAAAUCUCCGUUAUUAAAGGAGAAGCUCCCUGGAUCAUAGAGUAACACCUUCACUGUCUGUUUCAACAUAUCACUGCCACACAGUGUGGUCUGUUGAGCUUUUGAAUGCACGCUCUUAUGAUCAAAAUCCCUGUGGGUCUCCAGUAAAAUGGUAACUUUAAAGGGGUUUUAAUCUCCUAUCUCCUGUUUGAGUGGCUGCAGUUUGCAAAGGUGCAUCAUUGUAUAUUUCUGUAUAACGCUCUAUUAAGGUAUACUGCCAAUGCCUACAUUGUGAAUUGCCAUUACAUCACAUAGGGUGGAAGGGCAACAGGUGGCUAGGGAAUCACCCUAGUGACAGGGUCAUUUUGCAAGAAUAUCCAGGACAGGGGAGAGCCUUACGGUUUUCAAGCUGCAGUACUCAUUACAGCAGCGUAGGUGCUUUGACAAAAAUGUUGGCCUCAAAAUUGCAGGGUUUGUGCAUUGCAUCCAUCCUUUUGUAUCGGAGUUUAACUCUUUAAGCAGAGGUGCUGGUUUGAUGCAUUUGGAUCCAUGUAAUAGCUGCUCAAUUCGAAUAUCUUUUAUACGACUGGUUUCAUUACUCAGCUUUGUCAUGGAGUCCAAUACAUUUAAUUAUUUAGGGCUGGAUCCUUAAGUGAAACAUUUCUUAACUGGUUACAAAAAGAGAUUGUUUGCUCUUUUCAACUUCAUGUGUUCUAAAUAUCCCCCAUUGCUGGUGGGUCAACACCAGCAUGCAAGCUGUCCCUUUUUUUUUUUGCAUAGUAAUGUGGGCUUUUCAUAAAUGGUAGUGGGUGAGUCUUGAGGCUCCGGUAUGAAUAUAAAUUUUAAAUUUCCCCCAACAUACUGAUAUGCUUAUAAAUUUACCCUUUAGUUUGCCCUUUUCCUUGCUGUGAAAAGGGUAACUUUUAAUUAUUUUUAUGCUACAGCAUAAAUACAUAUAUAAUAUAUAUCUUGCAUACAUAUGAAUGAUAUAUGUAUAUCAUGGUAUAGUAGCUCACAAUUUUUAUUUCUUCUUAAAGAUGGGUAACGUGGCCUAGAGUUUAAUUUCAUCCUCCCUCAUGUAGAGGAAGAGAGCCAAUAAAUUUUUGCUCCUUACGAUCAGAGUGAGUUGAAUUGAACAGCUCUCACUGUCUUGCUUAUUUGGAUUUUGAAAUAUUAUAUACUUGUGCCCCUCCCCAUGUAAAAUUUUUCUCUCCCAAUUAAAAAAUAAAUAAAUGCUCAUAUCAUAUUUUAAUGUCUUUUAGAUGACCGGUUGCAUAGUCAGGUCUUCUGAAACUAAUCCUUAACAAUAACUCAUGUUCGGGGAUUUAUCAAUAUCACCAGUGGAAGUGAAUUUUGUAAUUCCUAAAUUUUGGAUUACUUGUGGUUCUUGAGGAUUGGUUUGAGAACAACUUCAGAUUUUUUUUUUAACUGAAGGGAUAUGUUUUGUUUUUAUUAUGGUAUUUUCUAGGUUUCAGCUUGGAGUCACCACAUAAAAACAUACUUACCCCCAAAGCCUUGUUUUAGGGUUUAAUGAUCCCUCCUGCCCCAUGCCUCCUCCACCUACUGUUAAACACUUGCAAACUCUCAAAUAUCAUACACAUGCAAAGGCCAGUGAUUUGACCUUUGUUUGUGCAAGCUGCUGCCCCUGAAAAUGGAAUGCUACAGAUAUUCAUAAUCUUGCCCGUUAUGCGAAAAUCAUAAGAGGACAUAAGAAAAAAAAUAUUUAAAAAAAAAAUAAAAAAUGUAAAAUACUUGAAUGAGCGCUUGUAUUAUAACAUUAAUAUUAUUCAGAGUAUCCAUUCUUACUGCGUUUUGAUUUGCUUCUAGCCGUGCUUUAGUCAAUUCUUGGUAAUUUGUGGUAAUUAUACUUUUUUCUUUUUAAUACAAAAAAAUGUAUAAAAAUAAAAACUUUAAAAGACCAA
Messenger RNA from Pelobates cultripes (western spadefoot toad), 50123 nucleotides. The record is from the annotation of a GenBank genome assembly. NCBI's taxonomy places the organism in Eukaryota, Metazoa, Chordata, Amphibia, Anura, Pelobatidae.